CCCCCCCGCAUAGAUAUAUUGAAACCAAGAGGAAAGCUAAAUUUAAUAACAAUUACCCUUUCCUGACACCGGAAUUGGCUCCCUGCAGCUCCAGCCUCCCUCUGCCUAAGGGCAAGACCAGACUUGUAUGGACAUAAUUCAGUCCUUAUCAGUGCAACUGUAGGCAAUUUUAUCCAGAAGCUAAAGCCCCUUGAGUUCAGCGGAGCGCAAUUCCAUUCAUGCCUACUUAAGCACGCGCUUCCGUGUUUCUAAGGGCUUAAUAGCCAGGUAUAGGAUUGCAGCUUCACUUCCUAGUACGUAUAUUUAGGAUUGGAGCCCAAACUGCCUCAGAUAGCAGGGUGAUCGUAUAGGACCUUAAUCCCUAGUAUGGUACAGAUUUUGGACUCCAACCUAGGUUGCCUCAAAUAGCAGGAUUGCAGCCUUCGUCUCUAGCGCAUGUAUCUAGGAUUGUGGCGCCUUCUGAGCUUUAGAAAGUGGGCUGCCUUCCACGUGGCGUUCCCUCUCCUUUAAAAACAAAACACUCCCUUCCCCGUCCAGUUCUUCGUUUCCUCCUUUCGUUCCAAAUCGAUCCCAAGGGAGGGCGGGCGGGUGUGUGUUUCUCUCUGGCCGGAGAGAGGCGGGGCGUCGCCUGGUGGGCGAAGGCGAGGCGCCAAGCAGCGUCUGUUGCCUUGGGCGCUCGUCUCCUCCGCCGGCUCUCUCGUCGGACAGGGCGGGGAGGCGGCGGUGGUUCCGAGCUGCAAACUCGGCGUGGCUGAGAAGGUGGCGACACAGACGCGCACAGAAAGACCAGAAGAAAGUUCUAGCAGAGCCACAGGGCAGCCCUUCUCCAUGGAAGCCUCGCGGCCCGGACUUGACUUCUGGGCGCGCUGCGCCAGGAGCGACGAAGCUCUGGUGCUUUAGACUGGCCUCUCCCGGGGCGGAGAGGCGUCUGCGCGCAAGCAGCCAUGGGCGACUUUGCAGAGGAGCCGCAGCAGGCGGAGGACGAGGCGUGCUGCGACUUCGAGCCUUUGCCUGCGCUCUCGGAGGACGAGGUGAGCGUGGCCCGAGGCGAGGACAGAGCAGCCCGGGCGCCGCGCGCAAACUUGCCCUGGACGGUCGCCUCCAUCCACCCGGCGCACCUUCCAGCUCCAGCUUCCCUCCCCGCUCGGCUGCUUUCUGUGUGUGGCGCUUGUCUCGGGGCGGAGGGUGGAAUCGCCCCUGCUAGGCCACUCCGGGGAUAAUGGGCUCUGGUUGACCUGCGGUUGUUGCCCUCCCGUGUUGUGGGAAUGUAACCUAGGAACCGCAUUUCCAUGGCCUGACAACCGUUGGCCGCUAUUAACCUUUCGGGGAAUAGGCAGCAGCAGCAGCAGCAGCAACUGGUCAAAAUUGCUCCAUAAAGGCGACUGGCUGAGCCCAGUCCACUUUUCAGUGAAAACUACCCCACAUGCCUUUUAGAAAACAAAAGCACAAAAAAGUGAACCUUUGGUACAGUCAGUUGCAAAGACGACCUAUUAAGCAAGUUUUUAAAAGUAGGUAAAGAGAGGCUGAAGUCCUAACAUGCUUGGUUUUUUUUAAAGCCUCAUUGAAGUCAAUGGUUGCUAAGUAAACACAGAGAUUGAAUCAAGCGGGUUUAAUCCCUUAAGGUAGGUAGAGAGGCUGAAGUCCUAGCAGAUCUUGUUCUGAAAAAGCCUCCUUGAAAUCCCUGGCUGCUACAUAAAGGUAGAGGAUGACUUGUGACCUCUAAGCAAAGGGGGCCGAAUCCCAUAAAGUCAGCUGCCCCUUUGAUCCCAUUGAUUUUAGAGGGAGAAAUAAGCAGAAACUUAACUCUCACAGAAGUCAGCGGGUCUUACACUGCUGGAGUGUGCCCAUGUUUAGGGUCAGUUUGAAACACUGGUAUCUUUCUAAAGUCGUGGACAAUAGCUCAGCUGGUUAGAGCAUGGUGCUGAUAAUGCCAAGGUUGCAGGCUUGAUUCCUGUAUGGGACAGCUCUAUUUUCCUCCAUUGUAGGGGGUUGGAAUAGCUGAUACUCAGGGUCCCUUCCAACUCUCUGAUUCUAAGCAUAAUUUCACUUUUUGAAGUGUGCUGAAUUACCUUCUGUGUAUGUUACCAGUCUAUAUUAAUACAAUGGCGUGUGCUUUGAGAAACUGAAUUUUAGAUACUUCAAUAAAGUGCCAAUAUUAUGACUUUCCAUGAAAGGCCUUUAGUGCAACAAGAUGUGUUCAUCAAACUCUAUACAUGUGCCAAUAAAAGCACAUAGGAAUGUAAAUGUGGUCUUCCACUUGUACUGGAAGUAGGUGGGUUUUCAUUCAGAUCAAGGCAUUCUUUGGUUUGUAGUUUGCUCAUUAGUUAAAGAUUUUGCUUUAAUGGAGCUAAAUCAUUUUGGGGAGCAGAGAAGAGUAAGCUUAAUAUAUUGGCCUUGGAUACUGCCCUAAGUAUUUACCCAGAAAUGUCAAAAAGCAGCUUUAAAAAAUGAAUGUCAGUGUGAGAAUUAUUUAAAUUUUCAACUUCCUAGAAAAAACAUGCAUUCAUUUUUUUGGGGGGGGGGAAUCAAGUGAUAAAUCUGUUUGUUAGCUUGCUCAUAAGGAAGUAUUUUGUGUUGACAAAGUACAUGCAAUGUCACAAACAGCUACUUUGGAACUGCUUACAUUGAGAAGUAAAAUACUGUAACAGUUGUGAGCACCAAUCAAGUUAAUAGUGGAUAUUAACAUAAAGUAGGUGUUGUUGUUUAGUCAUUUAGUCGUGUCUGACUCUUCAUGACCCCAUGGACCUCACCCCAGGUGAGGUGAUAGUAGCAAUAUUUACCUCCCCCCCCCCCAUGAACCUUUGGACAUAUAGGAAAGGUUUAAUAUUUUUUAUAAAUGUGUCUCAUUUUCUUUUAGCAUCAUAGAUGAGUAAAUAAAUACAUACCUCUCUCAUCUUGGAUUUAUGUUAAUUCCAUGCAUUUUUCAUUAGUAACAAGCUAUUUGGAGGAAGGGAAGGAGAUGGAAUUAUUUCAUUUUUCCUGUGCUGCUCAUUCAUAGCUGUGCCCCACAAGCCCUGUGCUAUGUCAUUGACAAUCACCUUAGCAACUGUUCCAGAUGAAAUACAAUUUGGAAUCUGUAGACAGCUUCAACUAGAGAAAAAGAGCACCACAGACAGUAGGGGGGAGAAUUAAGAAGAACAGGAGAGGAAUGGAACAACUGGAAGUCACCAUAAAAGUGCACUGUGUGAAAGAGACAUGUGUCUUCUAGAUCUUUUGUCCUAGAAAGCCUUAAACUUGCUGGAAACAUGUUGGGUUUGUGUAUUAUAGAUUAUAUUUGACACAAUUGGCUGCAAGUAAUGUCAAAAAAUGUGGAGUAAUUUAUGAAUUCAUGUCUUGGCAGGAGAACGUGUCUCUUGCUGAUGUAUUGUCACUGCGGGAUAGCUGUCUCACUGAGGAAGAUAUCUGGGCUGUUUGCUUGGAGUGUAGCCAGUCUCUGAAGAGCAUUGCCCAUUCUGCAAUCUUUCAGACACUUUGCAUUACUCCUGACACUUUGGCUUUUAACACCAAUGGCAAUGUAUGCUUCAUGGAGCAGAUCAGUGGUAAGUAUUUAUGCUCCUAGGCAAUUCGUUGCAAAGUGCAAAAACUCACGCUGAGAGGAUGUAGUGAAACAUUAUAUUCUCUCCAUCAGAUUUGUACAUGGAUUUUAAUUAGAUUGGAAACUGUAAUUUCUUAAUGCAAGGAUGAGUGUCAGCCCACGUAAAGCUAAAUUAGGAUAUAUCAACUAAUACUGUAUGUUCAUUUAGUUGUUACAGUGUUGAACAAAGGUUUCCAAUUCAAAUUUUAAUAAGCUUUUAGAUUCAAUUCAUUGGGCUAAUCAAUAUCUUCCAAAGGAUCUACAUGAUGAUUGCUGCCAUACACUUGUCUGAAUGUGCUUUAAAUCUAAAGAGAGUCUUACAACUAGGAGAGGAUGUGAGGAACUGAGGAGGAGAUGCCCUAGUAAAAACUGAUGUAGCUGGCAUUGGAAAUUUUUUUUUUAACAAACAAUAGGUUAAAGCCUUACGCAACUUACUGUCCCUCCAGUGAAUUGGACUCAUACUUGUUGGAAAUAAUGAUGGCUAAGAAUUAAAUUCCAAACUGUCCCCAUAUUCCAUUAAUCUGUAUGCUGAAAUACUAUUGGCUAAGAUGAUCAGAGCAAUGUUGCCUUGCCUCAGUAUUUCUAAACACUGUGAAGAAGAAGCCUGGGGGGAAACAAGAAGGCUGGAUGGAAAGCUGGGUAAUAUUUAAUCCUUCCGAUGUGGCAAGAGGAAACCUAUGAGGAAGUGGGAGUGAUGGGCAGACAUGGUUCUCCCAUAUGUGAGAGGAAUUGGGAAUGUUCUGUUAAUAUAAUUGUGUCCUGAAAUGCUCAUCCAGCUAGCAACAGAGAGUAUACUCUGUUUUGGAGGUGGGGACUCUUUGCAAAUAUGGAGAGAUGGGGUUUAAAAAUGAAUGUGAUGUGGGGAGCUGCCUGUAAGCAACUGGAGGAAGGAUGGCUCUCUGGACCUGUCUGCUUGGAACUGAGGAAGAGAAGGCACAUCAGAGCCAACUUCUACUCUUCUGAGGCCUUGUGCAGAUGGGCAAGUCAGAAGUAGAGUUGAGGGCUCCACCACAGAUGCAAGAUGUAUUCCCUUUUAUUCUGGGUAACUAUGCCGGCCUUGAAAUUAACUACCUGCCUUGGGCAAGUAACAGUAAUUUCUAAGAAAGUAGCUUUCUCAGGUUAUGUGACACAAGAUAAAUGGGGCAUAUAACUUUGCUUAUGUACUGGUAAAUUUUUCAUACUGUCCGUCAAGCUGUACUAUAUUAGCUCAUUGGUUUUAUUUUCAUGUCUUGUAUUUUUUCAAGCACCUUUAAAUUGGGUCUAGCAGCUUGCAAUACAAGAUUUAAUGGCUUCAGCAUGGAUUUAUUAUCUGUCUAGCAGCAUCUCAAAACUCAUUGUAGUAAAUAUGUAGUGGGGCAACUAUGUCAUCAGAGGUGUUCUCUAAAUGUUUUGGGACUCCUGACAACCAAGGCUGCAAUCCUGGCACUGGUUACUUGGGAGUAAGCCCUAAUGAAUUCAGUGGGACUUACUUCUGAGUAGGCAUGGUUAGGAUUGCAGGUGAGGAACCUGUGCUGUCUUGAUAUUGUUGGCAACCAACUUCCAUUGACUGAGGCUGAUAGGAGUUGGAAUCCCAACAAUGUUGGAAGGACCACAGAUCCCCAACUCCUAUAGGACAGAGAUAUAACCUCUCUCACUGAUGUGCCAUUUUAUAUAUGAGGAUCUCUGAGAUGGGUGUGUAGGAGGAAGAGGUAGCAUCCUUACUCAGCAUAAAAUAGCAUAGAAUAGUGCAGGGAGAUGGUGUUGGUUGUUGGUUUAGUCUUAUCUGGAGUUUCCACGUCUGGGACAAGUGUGGAUGGUCUUGUCCCUUUUUUGCUUUUCCCCACAAAGUCAAGACCUCCUCCUAUCACAUUUGUUUUUCUUAUUUGUCUAGGUACAACUUCCUCACUAAUUCUAAGACUGCUGUAUAAAUAUCCUGGAGACCCUGAACUAAGACAUCAGUCUUAUUUUUCCUCUUUGCCCUUUCUUGGACCUUGCAUUUGAUGAAAAGCUUAGUAUGGAGAGGAUUUCAGAUUGCCGUUUCUGAUUUGUCAGAACUUAGACAUGCUUAAAUAGCUUCAUGGAGCUAUAUGGUCAUUGAAACAGAUGUCCAGCACCUUUACAUUCUAAGGGGCCUUGCUUGCAUACAACCAGAAUUCUGUUUUGAAAUUUCUUGUAAUGUGAAAGGUCAACUGUCUUAGACUUUUUGAUAGUAGUUGGUAGGAACUGAAGCUAAACAAAUUGAACUGAUUUACUCAGUGCUGAAGCCUUUGAGAUCUUCAGCAAGCUUGUUACUACCUAUUUGUUCUCUGCUUUCUCUCUUUCAUAAAAAAGAUUAAUUUAUUUAACAACCAUGUCAGAAUUUCUAAAUCUCCAGUUCUCUUCUCAAGUUCAUUGAUGAUGUCUUUCUAGAUUGCAUUUAACUGUGAUGUAAUUGUUGAAAUGACAAGAGAACAGAAUUUGUGGAUAGCAUUGCACUGAUGGUGUCCUCUCUCCAAUGAUUCAGUAGCCUCAAUUGAGUGAUGUGUUAAAUAAUAAUAAUAAUAAUAAUAAUAAUAAUAAUAAUAAUAAUAAUUUAUUAUUCAUACCCCGCCCAUCUGGCUGGGCUUCCCCAGCCACUCUGGGCGGCUUCCAAAAGAAUAUUAAAAUACUGUGAUACAUCAAGCUGAACUCCUCAAGCUGAAAUCCUCAAGCACUGCUCCUUGGAUGUUUUUGUUUAAAAGGAGAUGUCUCUGGCUUGAUUUGUCCAUUUCACCCUAAAUUUAACCUGCUGAUAACAAAGUGCUCUAGUGUUGCACUUGCUACUGUUCCUAGGUGCAAUAUUCACCCAUUUCAGUUUUGCACCUAGAAAUAUUUCAUUCAUUUUGUUUGUAUGAUGCUUUUCCAUACACAAAAAUUGUGCUCAAAGCAGCUUGCAACAAAGAAACACAUGCAUUUCAAACAAACAUUACAAAAACAAUUUCAUGAUAAUGUAGAAAAGCAGUAUCAGUAACAAUUUCGGAACAUAGCAAAACAAAAAUAAUAGCGUAUUAACAUAGCAAAACAACAGCAAAAGUAGUAAUUUACCAAACAGCCACAUUCUAGUACUAUAAAUAUGGAAAGAUUACUUAAGCAACAUGUAACAUCCAAUAGUAAAAAUAACAAGGGAGUUUCACAGAUUCACCACACUCCUAAAAACACCCCUCUCAGUCCCUCUCCUGCAGCAGCAGCUUAUAAGGCUUCCAAGGGCAAAGGGGGGGGGGUAGCUGGAAACACCCCUCCCAUGAUAUUGCCACCUACCCACCUGCUGUGUAUUUACCCUUAGCAACUGAGACUUUUUCAAACCUGCUUGCAGCCUUAGUUCCUUCUGUCCACUGUUGUCAUCAUCAUCAUCAUUAUCACUAGAAAUUGAAGAUUUAUGUGGCAUAAGUGGAGACUAAGGCUAUGUCACUAGGUGAACACUUGAAUCCUCUUUCACUAUAAUUCCCCCCAAAUUAUGAAUGGGUGAGGGACAAUAUCUUCCUAUGCAGUUAAGAGUAUUCAUGAAAAUUGCCUCCAUACUUUUGUUCAGAUGCUUUUUCCUAAAUGUGUCCCUCUCUGGUUUAUAGAGCUCCAGUUUUAAGCGUUGAUACUGCUUUGCUCGUAUUGUGUUAUCAAACAAACCCAACAGAGUAAUUGUAUACUUUGGAUCAUACUUUGUUUCUGAGGUGGUGCUGGUGGGAGACUAGGAUCAGACCAUGAACUAGUGUGGUACCUCAGGUGUGCCACUUCCCUGCUGGGGAGAUAAUUCACUAUGGAGAUACUAAUAAAUUAACUGGAAGAUCCUAUGUCUGUCUUUAUGCAAGGUCUCUCUGACCCUGUAAGACAGAAUGUGCUAGAAAUAUCUUCCAGAAGAGCCCAGAGUCAGCAUCUUAAGAUCUGGAGUCUGUAAGAAUCUAUCAGUCUGUCAGCCUUCUUCUUCAUCCUUGAAAUGGAUUGAUGGCAUUUAACCUUCAAGAUAGCUACACAUGACAAGGAUUAAAUAGUUUGCAGUUUGUUUUUUCCCAUUAGGCACAUGCGAUGAUAAGGUAUGUCUUUAUCACUCUUAUUUGGGAUAUUAGUAAUUCCUUAAAUAGAAUUACUUGUGAGUUAUACAGAACACCUUUACGAUGCCAUUUUUAAAGAGGAAAUAUUAGAAAAUAAUUGUAUCAGUUUUGUGUGAUUUUUUUUUUGGCAAUGCAUAUUGCUGCAUUUAUAUAAUUCAGUAGUCAAAAGCUGUUGAAUCUACUUUAUAGAUACUGGAAGGAUUUUUAAAAUUUUGUUCUUGAAACAUUCUGCUUGAAUGUAUUCUAUUUUAACUUCUUAAUCCCUGCUUCUUUUUAAAGAUGACCCAGAAGGUACCUUUGUGCCACCAGAGAUUGAUGAAACUGGUAACACAUUUGAGGUAAGUAAUGAAGUUUCCAUGUAACAACCUUGUCCUUCUAUAACCACAAAUAGUUUCAUAAAAUUUUGAAUUUUUGAAUAUGAGCUGUUUAUUCCCCAAAGUGAACGUCUAUAUGUUCCCCCCUCCCUUGAUUUUGGCCCCCACAUAUUUUAAUAUGGAUCACGGACAGAUUUUUGUUGUUGUACUAACAAUGACUUCCAAGAAUUCAGUCCUUCAUUAUGUACUGAAAUGAAACAAAACAAAACACUGUUUGGCAGAUAAAAGUAGUGGUUUGCACUAAGCACCAGCUCUUUUAAACUCUGAUUUUUCUUAAUUUGUUCAAGGACUAAUUCUGAAUUUUAUUUUGUUGUUGUUGUUGGAACAGAGCAUACCAGGCACUCCUGUCUUCCACUGCCUCCCGCAGUUUGGUUAACUCAUGUUAGUAGCUUCGAGAACACAGUCCAACCAUCUCGUCUUCUGUCGUCCCCUUCUCCUUGUGCCCUCCAUCUUUCCCAACAUCAGGGUCUUUUCCAGGGAGUCUUCUCUUCUCAUGAGGUGGCCAAAGUAUUGGAGCCUCAGCUUCACGAUCUGUCCUUCCAGCCUUCCAGUGAGCACUCAGGGCUGAUUUCCUUCAGAAUGGAUAGGUUUGAUCUUCUUGCAGUCCAUGGGACUCUCAAGAGUCUCCUCCAGCACCAUAAUUCAAAAGCAUCAAUUCUUCGGCAAUCAGCCUUCUUUAUGGUCUAGCACUCACUUCCAUACAUCACUCCUGGGAAAAUCAUAGCUUUAACUAUAUGGACCUUUGUCGGCAAGGUGUUGUCUCUGCUUUUUAAGAUGCUGUCUAAUGCUUGUCAUUGCUUUUCUCCCAAGAAGCAGGCGUCUUUUAAUUUUGUGUCUGAAUUUUAUAGCAAACUAUAAAAUGUACUUGGUAUUUUCUAUAAAAAUAACUCAUGAUGGAAUAGUUAAUUUGGUCUUCUGGUAUAAUGAACUUACCAACUGAUGUCUAUAGCCUAGUAGUUCAUAAAUGUUCUUUAUUCUUGAACUGAAUUAGUGGCAUAAUUGUUUCCAUUGAUUCAUUAGCCUCCCUGAUCAGACACCCUUUAGACCAACUGCAAUGUGUGAAUUUUUGUUGUACAUCCUGUUCAGAAUAUUCAAUGUUUUGUUGUUUCUAUUAUGAAUUAUAUUCAAAUAGUCUAAUUAGCAGUGUGUGAAUGUGAGCAUCUAUUUUUUAUAGAGCCAUUGUAUAGAGCUACUCAAUUAAAAUCCUCAUAAUUUUUCUCCAUUUUAAAAAUAAUGUGUAAAUGAGUCCUGGCAAUUGGAAUAUUAUAUAUCAGCAGGAUGCAAAACAGUAUUUCACAUUAUUAAGUUUCUUUUAAACUAUGCUUUUAGAUCUUUCAAUCUAUAGGGCAGUUACCUGAACCUACAUCAAAUGUAUCACUACACUUUUAUUGGUAAUAAAAGUGAACUUAUUGGAUAUGUUUCAGCAUUAGGUACCUGGCCAAUUGUGGCUGAUAGUGCUGCUGUUUUAUAUCCGCUUUAUUUUAGGUACAAUUAUUCUAUUCAUUUGAAAGACAUACCAUACUUUUCCGUGUAUAAGACACCCCCUAUUUUGGGGGGCUCUAAUUUAAGAAAAUGGGGGGAGAUGGCUCAGAGUUGUGGAGCUUUUUUAAGGGGGGAAAUGUCAAAAAUCGCUCAUCCACACAUGCCGCUCAAUCCGCCUCUCAUCUGUCCCCUCACCAGCAGAAGCUACCAAUUGCCGCAGCAUUAGCCAGUCAACACCAGCCCUUGACGCAGCAACCAAUAACACACCUAAUAGUUGCUGACAGCUGCGGCAGCAACCAAUCAAACAUCCACCCUAUGCACUAUCUGUUGAUAAGAUGACCCCCACUUUUUCGCAUAAUUUUUAAAGAAAGAAACCUAGUCUUAUACACGGAAAAGUAUGGUAUUCUUUCAAUCAGUAGACCACCUAAGAGUGAUGGUCUCACUUUUUAAUAGGAGUGGGGAAGAGCUGCAUUAACUUGUGUCUAACCUUCUGGGUGUCCCAUGUUGCUAGUAUGUCAAGCCAAUGCAAAAAAAAUGGGUGGGAUUCUUCUCCCUCUCAUAUAUAGUACCCAUUCAUAGGUAUUUUUUCAGCCAGAAUUCAGUUCUGGAACAUGGGCGCCAUUGUCAUUCAAAGAGAAUAAGGCGAGUUCAUGGCAAGUUCUGGCACCUCUUUUUCUAGAAAAAUAGCAGUGCUAUGGGUGUAGCCAAAGGGGAAGGGGGGCAGCUGCCCCCCAGUCAAUACAAAUCUGAGGUUCUGACCCCCUUAACAAAAGUCUAUCCCUUCCAACAAAAGCCUGCCCCUCCUAACAAAAACUCUAGUUAUGCCCAUGAGCAGUGCCCAUACAUACUCAUUCCUACACAUGCACCCACAAUACAAACCCAUAUAUCCCCCUCUCUCACACAGUAUUAUUUGAAGAGCCUCCCAUCAAAAGGCAAUUGGGCUUUUAGAGCGUAGGAGGCUGUUUUAAGCUUCAUUUUCAUGUGAGGGAAGACUUCACAGAAGACGAGUGGUCCCCACUCCUGCCUUAUAGGGUUGCUGAAUCAAAGGUUCCAAAAUUCAAGAAGUUUAAGUUGCACAUUGUGCAAUAUGUUGCUUCAUCUGCAAAAAUGAAAUGCCACGAAACAAAAGGGAAGGAAACACAUUACUAGUGGUUUUCCCAAUAUUGGAAAGUACCAGGAAAGUUCUUUUUAAUAUUCUCUUGAUAAACUUGAUACAAAGUUAAGUUCAUAUGUUAUGCUCUCCCUUUUCAAGUAGUCUUGGGCAAGUUAGUAUCAUUCCAAAUCUGUAAAGUGGUAUCAUUGUGAUUACUUCAUAGUGUUAUUAUGGUGAUACAAUUAAGGGGGGUUACACUAGGAAAAACACUUGCUACAUAAUACAGUAAGUCAUAACUCAAGUCAGAAUUUUGGGUCAUACACUAGGGAUGGUUGCAGCACGGACAUCAAACAAAACCAACAUGCUAGUUAUAUGAAUUCUGAGGUUUGGGUGUUUUUUUUAGUUUACAGCAACAAAAGACAUAGUUAAAAUAGAAAUGAUGCAUUUAUUGAGGUUUAAGGAAGGUAAAUGAACCCAGUUUUCUGCACUGAGUAGCUCUUUUUCAGCUGUAACUGUGUCCAUGCCCUGAAACCAAUCCUUGUUCACAACAAUAUGCCAUGGAGAACUCUGUUUGAACAGCGAUUCUGGAUCACAGCCGUGACUGUCCUCAGUAUCACUUGAAGCUCUUGCUCUCCUUUUGAAGAUAUCUAUCCAUAUUCCGCAAAUGAAAAACAAUAUUUUGAUACUACACUGUACUGCACUGAAAUAUUUUAAGUGUUUAUUUGUCCUUGAAUCUUCCCACCACACUUGCCACCCUCUCCUGUCACGUCAGUGUGGUGCAGCACAGCCUUUGAGAACCAUGGCCUUAGACUAGGUCAGGGAUAUCCAACACGUUGAUUGCGAUCCACUGGUAGAUUAGAUUGCGGUCAAUCGCUGGCUGCCUUUCCUUAGCAUAGGUAAAAUACAAUCUGGCCCCUCCCCAUCACUCUGCUCUCCAUUGUUGCACCAUCUGCAGAUUGGAAGACGGAGUUUACUCAGCAAGGGUGUUUGUUUUCUCAGCAAUGUGCUGGUGAGUGGCUAUUCCCCUAUCUCCCUUGAAGUUAGGCAUGAACUCUCCAAAAUUGGGGCUUUCUCCCUCCGUAAAAAAGUUCAGCAACUUUGCCCCAAACCCCCAAAACCCAGGGCUGUCUAAAAAAGCUCAACAACUUUGACCUGGAUGCCAAAAAAAAAGGGGGUAGAUCACCGCCAGUUUUUAAUUUUUUUUUUUAUAAGAUAUUUAUUAAGAUUUUUUAAAAUAUUACAAUAAAAAUUAGGGGGGGGAAAUGACAAAAAUACAAAAUAAAAAUAGUUAAAAACACACAGAUUUUCCAUUACUUAUUUUCCUUUGACUUAUUUCCCGGACCUCCUCAUACCUCCCUUUUUUGUAUUCCACUUCAAUCUGUUGGUUCAGCAAAUCCUUUAAAAGUAAUAAUAUUAAAUGUUUACCUAUUUAUAACCCGUUUUUCAUAUUCCCUUAAAGCAUUACAGCUGGAAACCACUUAAUUACUAUCCAACAUCAUUCUAGCAUUCAUUAAUUUUACAAUAUUUCUGUAGAUAAUCUUUGAAUUUCUUCCAAUCUUCUUCCACCGACUCUUCUCCCUGGUCUCGGAUUCUGCCAGUCAUUUCUGCCAGUUCCAUAUAGUCCAUCACCUUCAUCUGCCAUUCUUCCAGAGUGGGUAGAUCUUGUGUCUUCCAAUACUUUGCAAUGAGUAUUCUUGCUGCUGUUGUGGCAUACAUAAAAAAAGUUCUGUCCUUCUUUGGCACCAAUCGGCCGACUAUGCCUAGGAGAAAGGCCUCUGGUUUCUUCAAAAAGGUAUGUUUAAAUACCUUUUUCAGUUCAUUAUAUAUCAUUUCCCAGAAGGCCUUAAUCCUUGGGCACGUCCACCAAAGGUGAAAGAAUGUACCUUCAGUUUCUUUACAUUUCCAGCAUUUAUUGUCGGGCAAAUGAUAGAUUUUUGCAAGUUUCUCUGGGGUCAUGUACCACCUGUAUAUCAUUUUCAUAAUAUUCUCUCUUAGGACAUUACAUGCCGUAAACUUCAUACCUGUGGUCCAUAACUGUUCCCAGUCAGCAAACAUAAUAUUAUGUCCAACAUCUUGAUCACCGCCAGUUUUUAAUUCAGUGAGUAGAUCACAGUCUCAUGGGUCUUGGCCACCCCUGGACUAGGUUACCGGCUUUAUUCUGAGCAAGGAUCAUUUGCUAAACAGAGAGUGAGCCAUUAUGGUGUAAGCCACCACACUGUCACAGACAGGAGACUGCACACACCCAACUGAUCCCCAGAACUCCUUGCCAAUUCCAACAUAAACAAUGCCUAUAGUUUGGCCAUGAAUCCUACUCUUGAGAGUGAAUAAAUCCCAGCCAGGCAAGCAUAUCCUGUCUUGAUUAAAUCAAGUGCCCUUUGUGCAUUUACUGAGGAGACUCAAGCUUGUCCCUUUCAGUCAAGACAAGAUCACUAUAUUCAAAAUAAGAUCUGUCAGGUAGAGACACCCUUGUAACUUUGCUGUAGCCCUUAAGCGGGAUGCCUAGCCGAUAUGACUCAGGGUGACAUGUGAGAACUCAUCACCUGUGUCCUUUGUUAUGUAAUGAUUCUCAGAUUAAGCUCAAGUCUUUGUGAAAAGCCCCUUUGAAAUCCCUGCUGAGAUUUAUACAGAAGGUUAUACAGAGGGCGCUUGCAUAGUAUUCAUUGGGAAGGAGCUCCAGAACAAUAGUACUGCCACACUGAAAGCUCCUGGUACUCAUGGAGCCAGUAUCAUUGUGAAGCACUGUCAAAAGUGCCACUACUGCUGUUUCUAGUGGUUGAGCAGGAAUAUAUAGGGCAAGUAAAGUAGGCUCAUGUUGUUUAUGGCUUUAUAUACCUUAAAUUUGCAUAUUAGUAGCCAGUAGAGAUUGGCUGGGGAGACCUGGCCGGAUGGGCGGGGUAUAAAUAAUAUAAUUAGUUGUAGUAGUAGCCAGUAGAGACUAAGUAAAAAUAUUUUAUGCUGAUGAUAAACUGUACCUAUCAGGAGGUGUGCUGCCAUGUUCUGCACUGGCUGCUGUUUCUCAAGUAGCUCCAAAUGGAAAUCAUAGCCACUGUGUGGCUAUGAUAUUUUUGCAGCUGUCAAACCAACAUUUUGUAAAAAGCACCCCUGCCUGCUGAAGAUACCUGGGUCAGCAGCAGCAGCUGAAUGUAGGAGUACUACCACCAGAUAGCAUAUCUCCCAGAUAGGGAAACAAUUGGAGUUUCCACCUCCAAAUAAUACCGGAGUAGUUUAGGGGAGAAGGAUUUAAGGACCUCACAGUACCUCCUCCCCCACCCCCCGCUUCCCACCUCCACUGCCCUUAUUAGUCCCAGGGAAAGGAAGUUUCCAUUGAUGCCAUUCAUGCAUUAAAUGUAUCAUCUAAUUUGGUUGUCUUAUAUGUGGAAAGGAACAUUAAUAUUUCAUAUUUCCCUCCACAGUGUAUUGAUCAAGGAGACAAAAGCCUUAUACUGGUAUUGCUUGGAAAUAAUAGGAAACCAGAGUUUUGAAAUCAGUCAUUAAAAUAGGUGCAGUUUUGAAAGGUUCAGUCUGUCAUCUUGAUUGAAAUGGGUGAACUUUAAUACAGUUUCCAUACAUGUAGAAAAAGGAAUAUGGUUUGUCUCUGGUUAUUCAGGCUUUCUUUACAUAUUCACCAAACUAAGAACCCUUUAUUUAAUGUGGAACAGUGUGCUCAUGUUCUGCUUUACAGAAGUACAGAAUAAUGUGUAGUAUUGUUGAAACGUGUACAUGCAUCGACAUAAACAGAUUCUGAGUAGUAAAAAAAGGGUGGAGAAGAAGAAUAGUGAAACUUUUGUGUACAAAAGAUGUGGGUAAUGCCUGCAUCUGCCCAAUGCCUCACCAAGCACUGAAGAAUUCAUCGUUAAAUUAGGGUUCCAAGUUAUCCUAAGUAGUGGCUCAAUUAUUUAAAGUUGCUGCACCAUCAGUGGUAGACUGAGAAUGUGGAAACAUAGGUGUGUACUAGCCUAGUGUUUUACGUGGUGCCAAAAUUUCAGCGUAGUGCCACUGAUACUCCUACACUGGCAAGAUCUUUUUCUAAUCACUGUGGCACCAUCACAGUGGCAUGAGAGCUGAUAUGACUAGUAGUGGUGCCAUUGUUCACACUCAUUCUACAGCUGCUGCCUCUGCUACUACUGCACAUUGAUCUGGCGCCACUAAUGUGCAGUCCUGUUCUAGUCUCCUUAAACAGAAUAAUCAAAUAAUGGCAUCUGAGCCAAUACACUGUAUGUGUUGUUUUGUUUUGUAUUAACUGAAAUGGAUAGUCGCUUCAGUGGCUGUGAAUAGCAAUAAUGGAAGAGGAAUAUAUAAUAGGCAUAGCUACUUCAAACAUCGUGCUAUUAUUUUACAUAGAGAUCCUGUGCAGGAAGUUGUUGUGUAGUCAUUGCCGCGAACAUCGCUUGCAUUCGCACAAUUGAAAUACAUUAGAAAUGUUGUUAAAAUAAUUGGUGUUGUAAAUCUGCUAUAUAUUUGAAUGGCUCAACAGGGAGCUAGUUAUGAAAACUCCCCGUUACUAUUGUUAACAGCAGAACUGACAAAUUUAAUUGUGCUGCCUUUUGAGGCUUUAAUAUAAAUACAAACCAUGCCAUGUUGUCUACUGCUAAACACUGACGUUAGCUUUCAUUUUUAAAAGUCAGCUCAAGCAUCUACAAAACCUUACCUCACCCCGCAAGGUCUUUGUCGGUAAGCUUGCUUUGCGGUGACAUUAAAAGGCUAAUUCUGCUUACUCCCCUAGAUGUUCAAUGAAAAAUAUGAGUAUAUAGAUUUGGUUAUUAUUAUUUUUUAAUAUUGUGUUUGCUCAGUAUGGAUCACUUGCCCUUUAGGUGACAUUUUGUCUAAUUCAGACUCUGCCUAGCCCAGUAAGCUGAAGGGGUGAGUGGGCUUCAGGCAGUAGUGGGGACAUGCAGUGACGCACAGUCUGAUGUUCAGUGGAGAAGUACCAUGUGAAGUAGCUGCUGUCACCCCUAUCUUCAUUUGGGGGGGACUGAAUAGUGGGGAGCUUCAAAUCUCAUAUUGGCCCUGGUGCUGAGUAGAUUCCCCUUUGUCCAAGGAGGCAUAACCUAAAACUUCUGGGUAGUAAAGUAUUGUCUGGAAAGAGGAUGCAGGGUGUGGCUCAUCUGUAUCCUAAAGUCACCACAGAACUUGCUGCAAUAAUACAGUGCUUAAGAUACAGUAGGGAGGUAUUUUGUGGAAGAUCAACCAGCACACAACCUAGUUCGGGCAUGCAGGCGAGUCAUAAAAAAAUUAACCUUUGUGUUUUGUUCCUGCUUUCAUUGAUCAUGUUUUCAAUGCAGGGUGUGUGGCAACUCUAACAGGAAACACUUCCUCUUGUCUAAUAUGCAUUGAGGCAAACUGUUAGUGAGAUUUAUAAGUUAUAGUGUUAGGAAUGAUUGCAAAGGAGCUAUGUGUGCACAUGCAAGAGAACCCACACAGAGAGUGGUUUCACAAAUGUAUGCUCACCACGUGGUGACUGGCAUGUUUGAAUGAGCCAUCGCAGCUCUCAUAACCCAGAGAGAGCUUUGGUGUUCUCCAGUGUUACUUAAAACACAGAGGCUUGGUUCAUGCACAUCGCUUUAAGUCAUUGAUUGAUCAAGUGAUGAUGAAGUGUACAUCAUGGGAUAGUUGUAUUUUGGGAGAGGAGUGAUAAGGACAAGAAAAUAUUUUCUGUUUUCACUUUGACCUACUUAGUUUCCUCAACCCAUCUAAUGCCCAUUACUUAGAUUAUCAUGGCCCCAAAGGGCUUUCUACUUCAGUGAAUUUUUAUAUGUCUGCUGGAACCAACAGGAUAGGAUGGGGCAUAAAUAAAUAAUUUCCACUGAAUGUUGUGCUGUUGUGGUGAAAUAUUUUCUGUAGGUAAUGCAUCUAACCUAGAAUUGGAAGGCUUGGCUACAGUUUCUCAAACUGGAUAAACCACUGAUCGCUGCUUCAGUGUUUUAGGCUUUUCUGAUGUAUCUAGGUCAUUACAAAUGCAAAUCUAAAUGUGCUUUUAUGCUUUUUUUAAUCACAUCAGGGUGCAUUUAAUAUUGGGCACUUAAAAUUAGAACACUUUCCUUAGCACAUAAACCUUAAAGAUGUUCUGGUCAGAAAGUCCAGGCAAGCCAAAUGUGUUCACAGUUGAAUGGCUCUGAAUGGCUACUAGCCAUGAUGGCUAUAUGUUCCCUCCAGGUUUGGAACCACUUUGCUAGGGACAAACAACAGGAGAGAUAGCUGUUGCCCACACCAUGCUUUGGGGUUUCUCAGGGGCAUCUGGUUAGCUACUGUAGGAAGCCAGGUGUCAGACUAGAUCAGGCAUAGGCAAACUCAGCCCUCCAGGUGUUUUGAGACUACAAUUCCCAUCAUCCCUGACCCCUGGUCCUGUUAGCUAGGGAUGAUGGGAGGUGUAGUCCCAAAACAUCUGGAGGGCCAAGUUUGCCUUUGGUUCAAUGCAGCAGAUGUCUUAAGUUUAUGAAGCCUGUGUACUGAACAUUGUGUUAGCUAGUAACAGGCAAGGUACUGGCGGGUGCAAAAGUAAAUUUUGCAAACUAUAAAUUAGGCAAAGCAAGCAGAUAUGUAAAAGAAAUUCUGCUAUUUUCUGGUUUGUUAGGUAUAGGGAAGGAAGGGCAAGAAGCAGUGCAGGGCACAUAUCCUGCCCCUUCUCACUGGAAAUGUGUGUCAACAGCAAAAUAUUCAGUAUUGAAAUUUUCCAGCCUCCCCCACCCCCAUCUUUUAGGUGUAUCUUAGCAGUCAUAAAAUAGGCAUUUUAAAAUGAUAGACAUAAUUCUGUGUAAAUUGCACUUUGCUUUAACCAGUCAGACCUGCCCAUGCAGUUUAAAUUCUGCUCAGAAAAUUCUCUGGUCCAAACUUCUAUCAUUGUGCAAAAAGCUUUAAGACCAAGGGAAAGGGUGGCUGUAAUCAUCAAUAUUGCCAUCAUCGAAAACCUUGAAACCGCAGCUCCCUGUCUUGUUUUACAUUCACACUGAACUCCUUACGUACCUUAAUUACUCGCUUUUCUUUGACUGAUCUGUCUCUCCAACUGAUUUCUUUCCCAUCCUGUCUCCUCCCUUGUUUCUGCUGAUUUUUGCAUUCAUGUUCCUCAUGAAUUUUCUGUAGAGGCAUAUCACUAUACACGAAAGUUUAUAUUAACGUCAAAGAAACAUUAACCAAGCAAGAAGGUAAAUAGCAACACUUUCUAGCUACAAAUCAUUUCUGAGACACUCCUGGCAUCUGUGCUGUAUAUACCUUGAGGACAGAGAUGUUAAAAUGAGGUGGCUGGGAAAAGCACUCCAAGUGUUGUCACUGAAGUGUUGCUGGAUCUUUUCAAAUCUGCAAGUUUUCCAAACAAUCUUGAGGCUUUUUUUUAAAUGCCCGCAAGGCUGGCCUUGACUUAUAGUUCAUGCAUUGUACUGAUACCUAGCAUAUCUCUGUUAAAGGAGUUGUAGAGUAUUUCAAUUUUUCAGUUCCUGGAUCCUGUGCUUGGAUAUUGUGCACUUUAGGCUGUAUUCAGGUUUCUAGUGUAGCCAAAAUGUGAGGAAGCUGUCCAGGUGACCUGUUGUUUUAGGGGAAAUGUUGACAUGGCAUUUGAGCAGGCAUGUUUAAAAAAAAUCUAUGCUAAGCAUUUAGAACAUGCCAAGGCCUCAUUUAUGCAUGAGAUGGAUCCCAUAGGAUUGCCUUGCAUAUUACAUCCACAAAUGUAUUUAUUUAUUUAUUUAGAACAUUUAUGCAUCACUUUUUGGCUUGAGUCCUCAAAGCAACCAAGAACCUUUUAAAACACAACAGAUACACCAAGAACUGACAUGCUCAAGAACAAGUAGCUGCAGGUUGUGGUUUCUAUGAUUUUUUUUGUGGGUAUACAUGGAAGGGGAGACAGGAAUAAGUCUGCAAAUUUUCGUAGUCACUAGUACUACUACCUUUAUUCUAGAGGCGAGUCUUGCUGUUAAGAGAUCCUAGAGCUAUGACUCAAAUGAAGCUCCUCACUUUACAUUAAAAUGAGACAGAGAAGAAAUAAAUAUUCACACGUCAAUAAGAUGUGCACAGAAAAGUUUCCCAGUUACUCUCUUAAAACUGUUCAGCUUUUAAUACACUCUCAGUAUACUGUACCAUUGUUUAUUAGUAGCAAUGUUUAAUUAAAGAGCUGAGAACUGCAUUUAAUUUAGCAGGGGUUUUUUGUUGUUGUUGCUAGCUUGUUUCAACAUUUGUGACUUACUUAUUUAUCUAGCCUUAAGCUUUCUUUCUUUCUUUUUAAUAUUGCCCUUUUACUUCAGUGGAGAAGGCUCUAGUCUUGCUCAGCACAUUCAUGAGAAAAUAUAGAUUUAGUAUAAAACUAAUAUUGAGAACUAUAGUGAGCUGUUUAGCUGUUUUCCAAAGAAACAAAAAACCCCAUGUUCAUCUUUAGGUGCCAAAUGUGGAACCUUUCAUUUCCCCAGUGGGAUUUCAUCUUCAUUUUUUUUCUCCAGUAUUGCGCUAUGCUGGAAAGAGAUGAUAGUGAAUUUUAAAUAAGGCUUGCAACAAAAAUUCCCAUUUGAGAAUUAUUUAAUAGAUUCAUUUUAUGCACUGCCACAGUAGGUUUCUGCUGGGGCUAACAAGCAUUGCUAGUGUCAGCUCAGCCUCAAGCAGACAUUUGUCCAUGUUACAAAGCUGCCAUUCAAACAGAUAUUGUAGAUUACCAAUAUGUAUCCCCCUGUUUUCUACAUAUGAAAUGUUCUGUGUUAAGUUCUUGUAUGGAGGCCAUUUAAAGCUUUACACUGCUUUAAAUUUCACAUGCUUAAUUGACCUUUGGGACAGACCUCCAUUCCUUUUUGUUGCUUCUUGACUCAAUGGGAUGUAUACAGAAAGGAGAUUACAGAAGCUAUUUAUAGUAGCAUCAUUUAAACGCAGCAGUAGGCUAUUCACAAAUGAAGAAUGUUGUUCCUGAAAUCUGUUGUCUCUCUGCUGCUGCCCCCCUAUUCCUAAACUUACCUCUAUUUUUAUUCUCACCUCUUUAUUCAUUUGGAACCUUUGCCUCCAGUUCUUAUCACCAGCAUUCUUUUUUGGGCAAGGUGGUGAAGAGAGUGAUGGCGGAGAAUUUGAAGGAGUUCCCGGACGAUACAAACUGUCUGGAGCAGUUUCAGUCUGUCUUCAGGCAUUGUUUUGAGACUGAAUCAGCCCUGAUGGCCCUGAUGGGUGACCUAUGGUAUAUUGAGAGUAAGACAGGGAAACUGUGUCUCUGCUGCUGCUUCUCAGUCUGUCCGUGGCUUUUGAGGCUCAAGUAGUUUCCCAGGCUAGGAGUGCUUUUUUCGACCAAGGCUGGUGUGCCAACUUUGGCCUUUUUUGGACAGGGAUAACGUAGCUGUGGUAAUUUACGCACUGGCAAUCUCAAGACUUGAUUAUUGCAAUGUGUUGCGUGUUCAGACCCAGAGACCUCCCCCCUAAAUAAAUUCACAAAUGACUCAAAUUUUAGUUUUGGUUUUUGGCAGAAUUUAGGCCACAACUUUAUUGAUUACAGAAAGUGAGUGGUUGCAUAGGCUCUGGUUCGACUAGCUCCGCGCACUCUUGCAGGCAGCGCUGUCCCAGGGCACCAGCAUAGGUCAGCCAAGGGUGAAUACCUGGGAAGGUGAAAAGCCGGGAACAAACCCUGUUCACCACCCAGAUGCCCCCCUGGACUCAGGUACAGGCACAACCGCUUCUCAGGGGUUGACCAAACCAGUUGAGUCCCUGGAUUCCUUUAACGGAAUACCCCUCACAUAGGGAUGGCUCGACCGUUCUCCCAUCCCUAUCACCUGAACCAGUGCCUGUCCGCAACCUUACAAGUUGUGAUGAUUUGCUACGCGGCAGGCGAAACCCAAAUGGGAACAGCCAAUCGGCCAAGUGGGGAAAUUCCUAUCGUGCCCCUGUCCCAAUGGCAGAUGACAUAUGACGGCAUAGCAAGGUCAAUCACACAAAUCCCUAAAAUUAGGGAGAGGUGGGCGGGUGUUCUGAAUGCACGAGCCAAAAGAGGAAGCUCUGGGUCACGUGCAUGGGUAUAAAUAGGUCCCUCAGUCCAUUUGGACUGCGCCCCAUUGGUCAGAUUGAACCCAACAUCGAGGGACCUACCAAUUGGGUGUUGUGGCAAACCAAUCCAACCCAUCCACAACACAGGAGGUCAGUCUCCAGGUCUCACUGCAACACGUGCCCUCUUUUAGGGAGGACACAAUCUCUGUGUGCAGCUAUCCUUGGAAGAGCCAGCUGGUGCAAAAUUCUGCAGCUAGACAGUCAAUGGGGUGAGACUACCAUAUAACAGUGGUGCUUUAAAACUUGCGCUGGCUGCUCAUGUGUAACUGGACCAGGUUCAAGGUUCUGGUAUUAAUUUUCAAGGCCAUUGCUAAUUUGCAACUUGGCUCCAUGAUUUCUUAGGGACCAGCUGAUUCCCUAUAUCACUGUCCAGUCACUGCGAUAUUUCAGGGGAGUCUCUGCUGGUGAUCCCCCAUGGCUCAGACACAUAGUUUGUAACUACUAGAAGCCAUGCAUUCAGUGUUACGGUCCAAGCUAGUGGAACUCUCUUCCAACUGAGAUUGGAACUUCAGGCAUGUGACCAAGACUUCCAUAUUUCAGCAGGCAUUUUAUGGUAGUGUUUAGUUUUGUUGUGAAUUUUACUGUUCUUAUUCAUCAUAUCAGUUUGUUUUGUUUUUUUGGUACAUUGCUUAGAAGUGUUGAUGACUAAGUGAUUUAUCAAUCAAUAAAGAAAUAAGUAAAAUAUAAUUUUCUGCUAUUCCAUCUAACCUAGUUUAUGAAUGUAUUUUAGCUUUUGUAUAAGAUAGGGAAUUUAUAAUAUUUGAAUGUGAAUUUGCAAUCUUUUCUCUCGUUCCUACUGUUUCUGUAACUGUGUUAUAAUCAACAAAGACCAUCUUCGCCACUACUUUGUCCUGAAUUAGUGAUGCAGCUGCUAUAGCACAGAAUUAACUAUGUUUUACUAAAUAAAUUUGAAAUGGGCAAUUGGCCAGGAUAACUCCUAAUUCCCUUUUCUGAUAUGGCUUUGUUGCUCUAUGGACCUUGCUGAGGUAUGUUUUAUGGAAUGUGAUGUGAUAAGUGGAGUGUUUUAUUAAAGCUGAAUAGAGACUACAAUUCUUUAUAUAUUACUCGUAUAAGAUGUGUAAAAUCUUACUGAGACACUCUCUGCUUGAUGACUGCAUUUUCAAGACUCCUGUGCAAGAAAGAUAGCUGUUUUCCAUGGAAACAGAGCUAGAGAAAGUGGAAAGGCUCUCAAGCUCCUUACUUGUUGAAUUUCCCACAACUUUUCUAUAUACGUGGCCCUUCCUGCCUUCAUAAAAGAGAUUAGAACAACAGAAUAUUAUAGCGAAAAUCCCAGAGUAUUAAAAUUGACAUUUUAAGACAUAAGGGAAAGAGACUCUGUGCUGGCCAGUUGGUAAUGGCUUUUUCCACCUGCCUUGCCCCACCCUCAAGCCCUCAUAAGGAAUCUCUUUCCAGAGGAAAAGCUAUGAGGAGAGAGAGACUCUGUUUGCCAUUAGACAGUGGUUAGCCCCACCUCCAGCCCAAGGAGCCUUCAGAAGGCAGUUGUUGCCACAGGCAUUAUGUGUAUCAGCAUUUUAACGAGCUGAAUAGAGUGAAAGGUUAUGGGGGUGUGGAGAGUGUGUCUGAACUUAACAAUGCUUAGCUUAUUUUUUGGUUGUUUUGUUAAUGUUGUUAAUACUCUUUUAUUGAUUAUAAAUCAAUUUAUUGAUUUGUUAAUCGUAUAAUAUGACUUUUGCUUUAAUUGUGAUGUUUGUUGUUUAGUCGUUUAGUAAUGUCCAAUUCUUCGUGACCCCAUGGACCAGAGCAUGCCAAGCACUCCUAUCUUCCACUGCCUCCCGCAGUUUGGUCAAACUCAUUAGAUGUUGUUUUUUAGCUGUAGAUUUGUUAACCAUUUUAUAGAUUGUAAUUGUUUCACUGAUAAUUUGUUAAUUAUGCUAUAUAAUCUAUGCUCUGUUUGUGAUGUUCUAUUUUGUUCUAUCAUGUUAUUGUUGUUUGUCGUUUGUAAGCCACUUUGGGAGCCAUUUGAAUGAAAAGCGGCAUAGGAAUAUAAUAAAUAAAUCAAAUCAAUCACUCAGUUAGGUAUUAUGGUUGGAGUGUUGGAGGUGGGAUCCACAUUUGGCUAUACACUUAUUAUGUGACUUCAAACCAGCUAUGAUCUCUUUUACCUCACAUACUUUUCAGGGUGGUGGUUGGGAUAUUGUCAGGUUUGGAAGUCAUUGCUCGCGAGUAACCAGGCAGGACUCCGACCUGUCUUUUACAGGUUUUAUUGGUGAAAAACUAUUUACAGUGCAGAACCCCAAAGUUCAUGUCUGUCUUAGUCACUUGCAGAUGCCAGGAGUGGCCCCUUCCAGUUUCUCCCCCAACGUAAGAAUUUAGACACCCCAAAUCUCCACCUCCCCUCCUUAUGUUUCACCCCUCUGCGCAAGCUGGGUGAUGGAAACGGCAUGUCUGUUUCCUGGCCAGCUGGGCUAGGCGAGCCUCCCCUCGCCUGGCUACCCCCAUCCCUCUCUGCUCCACUGGAGGUGUGGCUUCCCUCACCGCUGGACGAGGAGCUGCUCCUCAGCAGCGUCGGAGGCUCUCUGUAUUCACCUGCCCCCCUCCCCUGUUGUGAUAGCAGUCCCCCUGACAGAUAUAGUGAUGGAGAUGGAGAAAGGGCAGAAAAGCAUACAUACCACCCUAGGCUCUUUGGAGAAAAUGAGGGGUCAAAAUAUAAUAAAACAAUUACCUUCGAGAUUUUACGUGCAACCAUAAAGCUCACAAAAACCUACCUUUCCUAACUUUCGAGAUUUUGAUUCUAGUGAACGCUUUGCUCUUUCAAGAGGAGCUUUAUUCAUUUUAUUCUUAUGUGGUGAGUUAACUGACGAAGUAUUUCAAAAUGAACAUGGAUUGUUUUUAUGGUGCAUUUAAUGGAUUGCAUUUUAGUUCACUACUUUGAGGGCUUUGGGGCCAAAAUAAACUUCAGUGGCAAUCAGAAACUUGCCUGUUCAAAGAGCGUUUUAAACCUUGCAUUUUUGGUUAGCUGAGAACAUCAAUAAGAGCCCUCUGCGUCAGACCACAAGCCUACCUGGUCCAGCACCAUUUCCCUCAGAGGCCUGCAACGCCACGGGAAGCCCAAGAGCAGAGCAUGAGCUCAGUCGCAUUCUCCUGCUCAUGAUCCUCAGCAGUUAGUAAUCAGCAGUAUGCCUACUCUCAUCCUUGAGCUAAUAUACAGCUAUCAAUGACCAGCAGCUUGCUCACCUUUUCUAAUGAUGUUGUCAUAGCUACUGUCAUAGCUACAUAAAUACUGUUAUAUUUGUACCCUGACUUCCUGCCAAGAGUGACUUCCAGAAUGGCUUUUAUGUGCUCUUCAAAGCCAUAGCAAAGAUAUUUGACUAUUUAUUCAAUGUAGGUGCCUUUGUUGGUCGGGAAAAAUAGUAGUGGAUAUAUAUGCCUGAAUAUCCUGGUUACAACCCUGCCUAUACCUGCAUAACUCAGGAUUAUCCAAAACAGUUUUUAAAAAAAUAAAUCUGUGCCAACUGCACUAUGUCUUUUUCAUCCCCCCCCCCCCACAUUGCACCUUGUACUACAUACAGGGAAUUGAUGGUACUACUGCUGUAGAGAUGGCUGUAAGUGAUAGGGUGCUGCAGUGGAGCAAAUGGACCACUGUCAGACUGGCCCUCCUUUUAAGAAAUAUGACUGUGCUCGCUCCUAGCCAGAAAUUCCAGUAUGAGCAAUGCCUUUCCAUACCACACUUCCUAUUUUGGGGUGCAAAAUGCAAAUAGCUCAGGCACUUGAAUCAGUGUUAGUUGUCUCUGUUUGGAACAUCCUGUUGGACUCUGCUUUCUGUAUAUAAGCUGUUGCAUCUUAUUAUCUGCAAAUAAGUCCUCAGACAGAAGACUAUUCAGACGAAUUAGUCUGACCUGGUAUAAGGCAGUUUCGGAAAAAAUGUAUUUGAUGGUGACUUGUUUUGCCAAGGGGUUUUUAUCUGAGUGGGGUUUUGUUUGCUUGGAGCUUUUGAUUUCAGAGAAAUUGUGUCUCUGCCUUCAGGCAAAACGUGCCAUGCCCUCUUAGGAGCAUCUUUAUUAUAUGACCUUGUGGCAUGCCCUUGGGGCCCUUUAGGGAGUAUUUUCCCCCUUAAACUGGCAUCCCAGGGAGUACUGAGGUAAGCCCAUUUAAAUGGGUUUUGGGUUGCACCAGCAUAAUGCACCAGUACUAAAGCCAGCCUAAAAUUCCCUUAAAGACUCAUAGCUGUCACCACCUGCUGAAUUAAAAGAACAGUGGGGCUCUUUAAGUAUCUUCAGGGGAGAGAGCUGACUGCCAAGUGACCAAUCUCUGUCCACCUCACUCCCCUAUAUAGGUAACACAGGCCUAUUCAGAAGCUUGGCUGAGAACAUCAGGAAAAUAAAAUGUGGUGAGAUACCUUGAUUUAGGGACACAUUGGUUUGCUUUAACAGAAUGAAUAGAUUUAUUAAUCAGAACACAUUUAUUUUGGAAUUCUUUGCUUACUAGAUUGUUUUUUUCUGGCUUUCCCAUAAAGAGAAUUUUUUUGUUAUUGGUCUGCUUUUGCUGUUCACUUUGGGUAAUUUUGGAUAGGGCUGUUUUAUUGAGAGAUUCGUAUAUUGCCCUUCACCAAAAAUGGUAACAGGGCAAUUUGAAAUAAUAAGAUAUUAUUAAUAGUAAAUGCAGCUGUUGUCUCUUUUUAUUUUAUCUAUGUGUAUUAUUGUAUUGUAUUGUAUUUUUAUUGUUAGCUGCCUUGGAAGAGUAUACUUCUGUCAGUGAAGGUCAUAGAUCAUGGCUAGCAAAUUUCAUCAGAUAUCAGCCAACUAUUAUUGUAUUCUUAUGGAACAGAACAGUUUUCAGCAGGUAUUGAAAAAACACUUCUGUUUGAUAGUGCAAUAGACUGAUAGACUCCCUUAGAAGGUAGUGGACUCUCCUUCAUUGGAGGUUGUAAAGCAGAGGUUGGAUGGCCGUCUGUCAUGGUUGAGUUAGUUGAGAUUUCUGCAUUGCAGGGAGUUGGAAUAGACUGGAUGAUCCUCAUGGUCCCUCCCAAUUCUACAAUCCUUUGAUUUGUGAAAACUUGAAACAGAAGGCUCCUGUUGAAUCUGUAUUCCUCAAGACUGUGCUGAUGACACAAAAGGCUUGAGGUUUUAUUGCUAUCAGAUGAGCUUUGCCAACUCAGGGAGUGACCAAAGCUUCUGCAGAUAAUCAAACUAUUGAUUGACAAAGUGGCAAGUCUUACUUGAGGAUACUAGGCAGGGUUGAAACAGAGCUUACUUCAAUGGUCUGCAUGUGAUGGAAUGCCGAGGUUUAUUAUUAGCUACAGCUUCUGGACAAGCACCAGUGCCAGUGGCAUUUCAGCAGGGAGACAAUUCUACAACACUGAUACCACCAGUGAAAAAGCCCAUUGGGCUGUGAUCUUAAUGCUCCUAGCGGACAGUGGAGGGGAAGAGAUGGUCUUUCAGGUUGUUUAGUUCUGAUGUGAUUUAGUUGUACUAACUGUUGUUUAGUUCUGAAGCUGAGGGUGUUCAUAGCUUUAUUAUUGUAAUAGAUUGUUGUGUGGUAACUGGCAAGCCACCUCCAAAGCCUGCUCUCAGGGAAAGAGGCAAUGCUAAGAAUAUCCCAAGAAAACUGUUAGAUGAUCUUGCAGAAUCUUUAUGUAUUCUGCACAUGUUUGAUAGAAAUUGAACUUUAGCUUAAAGAUUUAUUGUGGUGAUGAGUCAGCUGAAUUGCUAAGAUCUUCUAGUUAUUGCAGAAAUUUUUGCUAUUUUAAAAGCUGAUACCUUGUUACAAGUUCAGAUUAUCCUCUCCUACCAUCUGAUUACUCACCAUUAACAAUUCCAGUUAUGGAGAGCUUUUUUGUCUCUUUGUUUGGAUACUGUAUCAUGUUGAGAUUGUUUUUUGGCGUUCUCAUUAAUCAGAUUGAAUCCCCUUAGAAACUUUAUUAUAGGACAUGCUUCUCUAGGCUCAAGUGAGGCUAAUGACUCCGGUCUGGAGCAUUUUUCAACUUAUUUACUUCAAAUAAAGCAAUUAAUCUAGAAUGGAAUUCUUUUUGCCAACACCGUUCAUAGAUUGCAACAGCUCUUCUUUCAUGGAUGUGGAGGGGUUUUUAACUCGUUCUGGCCACUAACACGUGAAACAUACCUUGUUAAAUAUUAUGAAAUGUAUAUAUGCUGUUGCGUCAUGAAAGAUGCUAGCUGGUUGGUGCAGUCCUUGUCUUAUUCGACAUCAUGUCACUGAUGGAAUAGAGUUCCGCUUGGCAGAAGCUACAGAUUAUAGCACUUAUGGUGUAGAUCAGGCAUGUCCAUUGUGUCAAUCGCGACUGAUCAGUUGAUCGCAGGAUGAACGUUCAUAGAUCACGGCCUUCCCUCUGCUGGAGAUGCACCCAAGGGGCUGUUGCGACGCCACAUGUGCACCCAGUCAGGGAAGCAACCAGCAAGUUCCUCUCACAGGAGGUGAUGUUCUGCUGCUGUGUAUGCCUGCCGUGUCAGGGGAAGCAACCGGCAUCAGGGGAAGCAGGCGGAGUGCCCCCCUGCCCCCUCAGAAGAAGAAGCCAGCGUCGGAGGAAGCAGGCGUCGGGUGCUCAGCUACCCUGCCCCAUCCCUGGGUGGUAGAUCACUGCCAGUUUUUAUAUUGGAUCAUAGAUCACAGCUGGACAUGCCUGGUGUAGAUGAUUCCACUUUAGAUUCUGUUUCUCCAUCUCACAUAGUUGUACAGCUUCUCCUGGGUUUUCAAUGCACCUGUGCCACUACUUCCUAGGAUGAAGGAAGCCAAAGCCCUCCAUGAAAUGUGUGCUCACUGCAAACUACUGUGUGCCUCCUUCUUGUGCCUAUAAGUGCCUAUGCACACAGUGGUUGUGUGGGGCAGGGGCUGUGUUUUCAUGAAGCUGGAAUUUUGUGAUUCUUCUCUCAUUCCAAAUACAACGCUGAUUGAAUUAGGGACAUAGGAUGCUUCUUUAUACUGAAUCAGAUUAUUGGUCCAUCUAGCUCAGUAUUGUCUAUGUUGACUCAUAGCAUCUCUCCAGGGUUUCAGGCAGUGAACCCACCCAGCUCUAGCUGGAGAUGCUGCAGAGACCAAUACAGGAGAAACAUGUUUUGUUGCAGCUGGGGCAGAUGAAGGCAUCCACUUGUGCUGAUGGAGGGGUACAAUGGUGUGUCUUCUUUCUUCACUCCUCUCAGCAGUCAUUCCUCCUCUGCUCACUGCUACGUUUCCUACACGGGAAGUGUAAGCAUAUGUGAAAACCUCACAUAUGGAUAUUUUAAGCUGCCUAGUUGCUCACCUGUACCUACUGUACUGUAUGCACUGAUCGGCAGCAGGUCUCCAUGAACUUUGUGUGGUCCUUUCCCAUCCCUGCUUAGUUCCUUUUUCCCAGGAGGUGCCAGGGAGCCUUCCAUAUAGACAGCAUAUACUCCGCCACUGUGUAUAUUCUCUUCCUUUUUCAAUAGAUCCAGGACUUUGUUUUAGCAGUCAUCCCUGAACUGAUGUACAGAAUUAUGAAUUGGAAGCUUUUGUUAACCUGCAUGCAUGAAGAUGAUGAUGAUGAUGAUGAAUGACACACAGCUUUUCUCGCAUGUAGCAAAUUUUUGUCUUGUGUGAAAUGAUGCUUACACAGGGGUUUUCUUUUUGAUGAGUUUUCUUCUUCUUCUUCACUAAAAGUAGGGAGGGUUUAAAAGGCUGUGUGUACAUAUAUUGCGGAUAAUUAAUCAGUACUGUCAAAGUUGCAGUGAAUGGUUUUAAUAGACUUGGAGAAAGCUCCACCUAGUGGAAUGCUGCCAAAUCAUAUAUUUUUUCCAAUUUUUACCUGAAAUCAGAAGCAUUGCAAUUAUAUGCAAUGUUCAGAGAUGAUUUAGAUGCUCCUUCCAACUCAUGGUUGCUGCUGAUAACUGCUUCCCUCUGUGGACAAUCAAGAUCAUUAUCCGGAAUACUUAAAUGCUUCUCUUACUUGUAUUGGUAUGCACACUUGGUACAAUUGGAUUACCAAAAUUUGCUCACCCUCAGGGACUAUAUGACUAGAGGUUGAAUAUAAAGGCUGGUCCUUGCCUAAGAUAUAACAUUAAGGUUGAGUGCAGGCUUCCCCAAUUUUGUGUCCUCCAGAUUUUUCAAACUAUAAUUGUAUAAUCCCUGACUAUUUUCUAUGCUUGCUGGGGCUAAUGGAGGGUGGCUCAAAACAGUUUGAGUGAACAACAUUGCCGAUGGCUGCUAGUAUUUACAUAAGGUGGGGAAAGUGUACUACAAGUGUAUUACUUCAUCUGUGGUCCACAAAUGGCUUAAGCUGUUUUUUGCUCAUUUUAAUGGAGCUAAUCUGGUUUUAAGUAGGAACACGUGGUAGUUUGUACAAUAUGCUCAUUUUCUGUUUCCCAAUUAUUGCAGGCACAUAUCUUUUCCUUGGGAGCUACACUAAAAGCAGCCCUCGAAUAUAUCAUGGAGCCUGGAACCGAUUCAGAAUUCAGUCAAGAUCUGCAUGCUUUGCUUGAACAAAUGCAGGAAGAAAGUCCUAAAGAGAGACCAGAUAUUGAGGUAAAAAAAGAAGUGUGUGAUUGGUUUUUUGCCUUGUUGUUGUUGUUGUUUAGUCGUUUAGUCGUGUCUGACUCUUCGUGACCCCAUGGACCAGAGCACGAACUUUCAUAUCAUAUGGGAACUUUCAUAUCAUAUUGACUUUUCCUGAUGUGUCACCUUUAACAUUCAACAUUUCUCCACUCUUAAGUGAUAUCUUAGUUACUCUUUUGGAAGGCAGUUGCUUGAUGGGCAAAGCAAUUAUACUGUAAAUACAGUGUUUAGGGGGGUGAUACAGGGAAAUGCACAGAAUGAUUUCCAACUCAAAGUAGCCCAACACAGCACUUGAAAUAAAGUGGCAGCUAAGCUACAAAGUAGCAGCAGCAAUACAAAAACAACAGAUGCUCACCGUUCUACAUACUGUAAUGCUAGGCACAAGAGUUAUUGAUAACCUUCUGUGUUGGAAGCCAUAAGUGGUGGUUCUUGUGGUUGUUUUAAAUAAGGCUAAAUGCUUUGGAAAGACACCCUCCCUUAAUAGCACUCAUGUGUUUAAUAUUAUAUGUAAAGUGGUACCUCAGGUUACGGACAGUCCUGCUUACGAACCCUUCAGAUUACAAACUCCACAAACCCGGAAGUAGGUGUUCCGGGUUGCAAACUUUGCCCCAGGAUACGAACGCAAUCCACUUCUGGGGCCGUGGGAGGCCUAUGUCGGGAUUGCGUGCCUUGGGUCAAGAAUGCUUCGGGUUAAGAAUGGACUUCUGGAACGAAUUAAGUUCAUAACCUGAGGUACCACUGUAUUCAUAUUCAGCAGAAUUACCAAGAGAAUGCAGAUUUGUUUCCAGGAAAGGGAACGGGUAAGGACUCAUGACCAUUUCUUACACUAGCUGUUUCUUUUGACCAGUGACAAUUUAGCAUGGGCUAGACAGGAUGUGCUAAAAACAUGAAUGGAGGUGUAAGUGAACAUCAAUGAAAUAAGUAUAAGGGACGUUUUCUCCUUGGAAUUUUAGUGACUAACUACACAUAGUGUUUGGAUGACUACUGAAGUUUCCCAACUUGUAUCAGAAAACAAUACUGUAAUAAUAAUGAAACAAUGAUAGUCACUUCAACAAAGUGAUAUUGUAGUUUGAGCUCUCUAAUGUCUGUAAGGAAAAAAAUCUCUCUUUGCUUGAGGGUGGCUUCCCAUUUACCAUUGAAACAUGGCUCUGUGCUAUUGAGUAUGUACCUCUCUACAUGUAAAACAUUCCAUGAAUGAUGGCUAUGGAAUUUAUUAUUAAUUCAAGAAAAGUCUGAAGAACACAAUUUUAACUAAAAACAAUGAAUUUCAUAAAUAGGCAAAUCAGCCUAAUUAAAUAUAUUUAAAGUUGGUAAAGAUUAUUAUAAUUAUAAUUAAUACUUUGUUGAACUAUUAAUUGAAAUAAUCCAUUAUAAAACAUUUUAAAAUGCUGCAGUUCAAAUUAAUCUCUGCUAAAUCUUGUAGAAAGGCUACAGUUGGGAAAUAAUGUUCCCUUACAACACCUGAAUGGCCUUGCUUCACAAAUGCAAAAUCUUGACGUUUCUUAGGGAAUGCUAAUCUCUCGUAUCAUGUUGAAGUCCAUGUCCUGUAUGAUAACUAGGUAUUAAACACUUUACUUUACAAUUAUCAUUAUAGACUGUCAUAUCAUUGAGUAAAGAGAACCUGAAGCUUUCUUCCUCGAGUGAUAUUUGCCAAUGCCUCUCUGCAAUUGGAAGAAGAGUGCUUUCAAUUGAAUCAUGUGGCACCUUUCACGGUAUGCUUUUGAUAAUGUAGCCCAUUUGUGUAAUGGAAUUAAGAGCAUUUUUUCUUGCUAAAGAUACAGAACCCAAGUGAUUAUAAAUGGUGGGAGGAAUUCAGGUCCCUUUCUACUGUAUUAAGUAAAAAAAAAAUUUUUCCCGUUGUUAACUUACAGUGAAUUUUCAUGCUCCUGUUAUUUCAUGUUUUCAGAUAUUUUUAUGAUAAUCAUAUAUCCUGUUAUAUAUCCUGUUUUGCUAGCAAAUACUUAGGAUCAAGCACAACUGCUGCAAAAGUACAGUCCCGCACCCUCUAGCACUGUACUAAUUUUGCAUGUUAAGAUUGUCAGACUAGCACAUAUGUGAAUGGGACAGUUGGGUUGUGUGGCUAUUUGCUGCCUAUCAUAUAAACACCUUCUGUCAUAGUGGAGGGGAAAGGUGGUUUGAAAUGCCUUUGGGAUCCUGCAUUAAAAGCCAUUUGUGGUUUGGUUCUCUCUAAAAAGCCAACCAACUUUUGAUAGCAGUCUCUUUCUAACUGUAGGGCAGCAUAAGGUGUUCAUGGAAUAUUAGUGGAAGCUGCUUGUAAUUUGGAUGGGAUGAGGAGAUGGAGGGGGAGAAAACCGAAAAUGUUUUUAAUAAGAACAUCUGUCUUUGCACCCAGACAGUUGUGAUAACUUGUGGAGUGGAAAAGUCUAUGAGAGGAUUUCACCUUAUGAACAGUGCACAGAUUACAAUUUAAGAGAGCAUUCAUCUCCAGAGGUGGAAGACUUGGAAGUUGCGAGUGGUGGAAAUUCUUCUCACACGUAUACCAUGAAUGACAGAAAUGGUGAUAUAAAAGAAAUUAAAACCAACUCAGUGCAUGAAAAUGUUUGCUGUCAGCAUGUUUCAAUUCAGGUCACAAACUGUAAAGAGAACAGCAAUAACAACAACAGCAAGUGUGUGAAUCUUGUCUUAGACACAAAGCCAUGUACAAGUGAGUUGGAGGAAGAUGCAUUAAAAAGAAACUGCUCAAGGAAAGUAAAAGCAUUUCCAAAGCUACCGUCUGAAUCUGAGGCAGACCCAAGAACUUUCUUCCCCUUUGUAAGUCACAGUGGACCACUAACAAGGAAACAAUAUCCAUUACAGCCCAAGUCAUUAUCUCAAGUCAAUAAUAAUGGGACUGCUGCUUUAGAGGGAAACUUAAGUCAUUGUGAUGGAAAUAAUGAACUUGGGUUAAAAGCAGCAGAUUUCCAGGAACCAAAUAAUAAUUCAGAUGAAUUUUACAAGAGCCCGGAAGUAUCUUAUCAAAUCCACAAGCCGACCUGCAAUGAUAAAAAAGCAUAUAUUGUUCCAUACACUCGUAUGGGUUCUGAAACUUCAAACAACUAUGAACCAGACAAAUCAAAUUCUGACUACAAGAUACUAAAAAGCCAUAAAUCAUGGGAAUACUGUGGAGAAACUUCCUCAAGGUCAAAUGAAAGCAGUCUGUUGCAUAUUAACAGGAUGACUACGGGGCUUAGAACAUUUAAUGAAAAUGGAUGUAGCUCAAGCCUGCUAAGUUCUCCAGAACAAAAUCAGAGUGAGAUGAAAGACUAUUAUGUUGAAGAGAAACAAUAUGAAGGCAGGGAGUCAGAAAUGAGAAACAGCAAGCAGGUAGUAGAAACAGAAACUUCUUUUUAAAAAUUGUCUUAAAUGUGGCAUUGAAGGGACAUAGUUAAUUUUGGGGGAUGGAGAGGGUUGUCUUCCUUGGAAACAUCGUAACUCACUUACAUUGUGCGUGCACUAUAGUCAGCAGCAAUUAGUUGAGCACUUUCAUUAUUACCAAAGGAUUUAAUUAGUAGGGAUCUGAAUUGAGGUGUGUGGUUGGUGAGCCUUUGAUGUUUUGACAUUUGUAUGGUUAACUUUAAUUGAAUUGAACUAGUACUAUAGAUUUAAAUUGCACUAUACUUUUGUCAGAAUAAAUUAAAGGUAAUUAUCUGCAGAUAGAAAUCAUCCUGAGUCACUCAAUUUGCAGUCAGUUUUGUAAGAAAUAAAUUCUCUGGUUUCUUUUCUGCAGCUAAGUUAGUGUCGUGUGGCCUUGGCAAGCUACUUAUGUAGUGCCUUACCAUGCAGUUGAGCAAUCUGCCCUCUCCUCCCUGCCACCACUGUGAAUUAUCCAAGAAACAUUUAUGAGAGUAAUGCACCAAUAGUGGUGAAUGGCUCCAUCUGUAUGACUUGCUUUAUAAUGACAGCAGCAAUGUGGAGGAAUUUAAAGCAGUUUAAACAUAUAUUUGCUAUAGUGUCAUUAAUUUAUGUGUGUAUUAUGACACGCUCUCUCUUCUUUGUCAUAGCAUACAUUGAGAUAUUAAAAAUUAGUAGAUUCAUAAGUAGGUUCAAAAUUCUUUGCUGAUUUUGGCUAAUAUAUAUGAAUUAAAUUAGUUUGACUCAAUGUGAAGAUAUUUAGGUUAAAUUCCCUAUCUUAGAGAUGGAGAAGAUUGCUUUUCUAGCAUAUGUUCUCUCUCCCUCUCCCCCCCCCCCCCCCGUGUUUCACUUGCAUGAGCUUGAGUAAGGUUUGGUACACAAGAGGUGUGAUUCUUGGAAAACUUGAAAGUUGAGUGCUAUGGUUAGCUUUCUUCUCUGCUGGUUAAUUUUGCAUAAGAAAUUGUUCACCGCUAGGAAGAGUCAAAUAAACAAAAUCUAGAAUUUCUAGUAGUAUGGCUUUAAAAGCAUUUGCAAACUUGUUUUAUCUGGCCUCAAAUGAAGGUGUGAGACAUUAAAAGACUGCUGCAUCGUGCCAAGAGACUACCAGGUUGCAUAUUACAACUUGGUAUCAGCAAUCUUUUGUAACAUACAGGCGUCUCUGAUUCUUGUCACUAAUGCUUUCAUUCUGAAUAACUGAAAUUAUAUCUAUGCAAGGUUGUUGAGAUGCAAGGAUAUUGAGAUACAAUAGUUUAGUGUAUCAUCAUGAAAGAGGAUGUUUUUGAAAUUAUAUAGAGGUUUAUUGGGAAAGGUGAAAUAUCAAGCAGUGCUAUCCUGUUUUGUUUUAACUGAAAUCUAUUGCAAUCCAUGUUUAGCUUCCCUUUAUUCUACAGUUUUGGUGCCAUAAGGUACAUAGGCAUUACUUUCUGAUUUCCCUCACCCACCACCAAAUUACAUAUUACAACUAAUUUUUCAAAGGCUUUGCAAUACCAAUGAUCUUUUCCAUUGUGGCAUGCAUUUCCAAGAUUGGGGAUUCCAUUUCUCAUAAGUUGCACAAGAAUCAUUUUGUAACUUUGAUCACGCAGCUCCUUUUGCAGCUGACUUCAAUUCAUGCAGCUCCAUGUGAGCUUUCCCCAUUCUCCUCAAUGCUGGAGGUGGUGUUUAAAAUGUAGUGCUUGUGUGUGUGACAUUUUCUUGACCUUAGAGAAUAUAGAAAUCCCCCUUCUUGUGCAGACUUUGGUGUGCUCAUUGGAGUCCAGUCCAUUGGUUUUGGUGUUCUGUUUUGUCCCAUAAAUAAUGCCUCUCUGCAUUUCCUAAGUGGUUAGUAUGCCUUCCUUUAUGCUAUAACCUUGCUUUCUUUAUUCUCUGCCAAACAUUGCCAAACCUGUUUGCCUGCUGGCUUCAAAACUGUAUCUUUAGAAUUCUUUUAAAUGGCUUUUUCUUUGCAAUUCUCAAAUAAACACUUUUAUCAAUUCAAGCGUGACUGGAGCUCCUUUUUCCUCUAACCUACAUAAUUCCAGCCUUUAUAUCUCAUCUCUUUUCAUGCAGUUGCUAGAGUGUUUAGUGUGGGAAGCUACAGCUUGUGUGUGCAUUCUUUCUAUUGCUUUGUGCCAGUGGCCUUAAACCCUUUAAAGUGACAGAAGUGAAAACCAAGUAAAAUUUGUGCAUCACCUUAAACUACAGUUAAGCUAAACUGGUAUAAAGGUGAAACAAAAUAAAAAAAUCCCUUCCAGUAGCACCUUAGCGACCAAUAAGUUUGUUAUUGGUAUGAGCUUUCAUACCAAUAACAAACUUAAUUGGUCUCUAACGUGCUACUGGAAGGAAUUUUUUAUUUUGUUUCGACUACGGCAGACCAACACGGCAACCUACCUGUAACUGGUAUAAAGGUGAACUCAUAGUGUGCUGAUGCAUGUUGUUGCUGAAAUCAUGGUUGCUUUGCUUCUCCCCCGCUACAAACACAACACUGGGAAUUUGGUCACAUUACACCAUACAAUUUGGACACUUUAGAGCACACAUGGCUUCCCCUCCAAAACAUCCUGGGAAUUUAAAUUUGUGAAGGGUGCUGCUGAUUGUAGGUCUGCGAUAGGUGAGCUACAGUUUCCCCUCCGAAAAAUGACCAUGUUCUAAAUGUCCUGCAUUCCAGAUGUACUCAUGGAAAGAGUAGCUGAAAAAAUUACUCUGUGCUUUGGUCUUGCAGUAAAAUUGUGUUUGAUUUUUUUUAAAGAAAGGAACAAAGCAAAUGUAUUUUAAAGAAAAGCGACAAUAAUUGUUUCAUUUAAAAAACAAACCCCUGAAAUUCAGUGCUUGGUUUUGAUUUAUCCCUUUAUAACAAUUAUGUUUUAUGCAGCUCACCUAUAAAGGGAUGGUAGGCCUGAAGUGUUUUGACAUCUGCUUUUAGUAUUAUAAGGAUGCAUAAAAGGCAGAUAAUUUUAACCUCAGUGGAUCAGCAAAGACAUGUUUAUCCUGUGCUGCAAUAUGAGUUUGCAGUAACAUGUAAUUCAUGUUCAGUAAACUUCUCAGUAACCCCUCUCUGACGUCUUACUGGAGAGUCAAAUGCUGCUUUUUGUAUAAAGAAAAGGGAAUAUUAAUAAUAGAGCAGGUCAGGGAAAAGGUAAGGCCUUCUGCUUGGCAUGUUGGUUUUAUAAAUAUAGGGGUUUUUUGCCAUAUGGCAGCAGUUAAAGCUAGAGCUCUUACAGUCUUGACAUCUUAAGAAUCCAGCAACAGAAAACACCAUGCGAGAUUGCUGACUUUGUAGUUUGGCUCUCGGUGCUAUCAACCUGUUUCUGUGAAAUAUAUAAGUAAUACCAAUCUUUUUGUUGGAGCAGUAAGUUAAUAUCCUGCUAACUUCGCUAGUGAUGUUUCUUAUAUUCUGGGAAUAAAAGGCUUGCCACAAAAUACUUAUCUUUCCAUAUCAUUUUUGCUUGUUUCACAGGAGAGCUCUAAGUAGUGAUGAAGCUUUUAAAGUAAGAUGUACAAAGCACAGCUGCCAAGGUAGAUCAAGUUUUAGAGCAGGCAGGUUAGAGAUGACAGAUAUAGCUGAAGAGGUUCUGACAUGUUGCAAAGAAUAGACUGGAGUUUUAUUAAGGACAAAAAUAGCCUAUUCUCCUCUUCUGUUGUCUUUUACAAAGUUUAAUUUCAAUUGAAUCUUAUUUCGAAAGUUGAGACCUUGAAAUGCUGCUAGAUUUGGAGAGGUUAAACAGGAUACAUUAGGUAGCAUUUGCUAAUCAAUAGAUGUCCCAAUCGUUGUGCAAAUGGUCAGACAUUUCCCCUACUUUCCCUAAACACUCUAAUAGUUGGAAAGCUCUACAGUGGAACCAGUUACAUUUUUAAGUUUCUCCUGGUUCUUUUUAUAUAUCUAUUAAUUUCAUUUUUGUCUGGGGGGAUGACUUCCCUUCGUAUGUCAGUGGAAAAGGAAUAAAACUAUGAUCUUGAAUCAGUGAAUUUGGCUUCAGAAAUGCUUUUUGUCUCUUAACUGUCCUUAAUAUUUUGUUUUCAGUCUGUUUUUCUGAAACGUCUCUUAACACAGUAUGACAAACCACUGAAAGACUAUGAGCUCUGGGCUUUAUGCCAUGAAUGCUUGCUUGCUAUGGAAACCUAUACAAUUUAUCCAGGUAGGUCUUCCUUAAUCUCUUCUUUUUACACUAAUAUAUUUUAUUAUCUUGACAUUAAGGGCACAUCUUUCUGCAAACAGGUCUCUGGGCCCUGGUGAGGAGAAGGUGGAUUGGCAUUUGGGAGGUACACAUUGAUCUGUGGUUUAUAAAUUAUGGCCAGUGCUAUGUGGCAUGCCAAGAGGUGGGGGCAGCUGAGGAGAAGGCUAUCUUCUGAUGGUUGUGAUACCACUGGGCAGUCAGGGAGCAACGGCUGUUGGAAAAACCCUGGUGCCUGCUUCUCAUCCUUAAGAGUUUAUUGAGACAGCCAGCUGGCUCAUCAUCUGUUGUAAGGAUAUAUGCCCCAGUUUGUAGGGUAUCCCAUCCCACCUGAACUUGAGAAGCAGAAAUAUCCAAGUGGAAAUUUGUUUCUACUCAUGGGUCUCUUUGUUAGGGAGGAAGUCAAAAUAGGCAGAUUUUGUUCUACAAGGGAAGAUGGGGCAAGUCAGUUUCUUGGAGAGCAUCCAUUAUUUGGGAAAGGAAGUUUUUUUUAAAAAAAAACAAACUUCCUUCCAUUUUUAUGUCAGAAUACAAUGUCCUUGCUAUAAAUUAAGACUCUUUUUCAUCUUUUGUGAUACUGUGGGGCCCACAAUGUUUAGAUAUACUUAAUUGCUGCUAUAUUUUGUUUUGUUUUGUCUGAACAAUCCCUGUAGCACAAAUCUCUGAAUGAGUCAAGUAUAAUUUAUUUUAGAAUAUAUACAGUCCCACAAAUGAGUUUAUGAAAGCAAGACUUUGUUAUUUUUUCCAGCAGUUCUAAUAUUUAUAAUACCUGUUUUUCAGCAUACUUGUGUUUAGACUCUGUCUUGAUUAACAGUGAUGGAAGUGUUCAGUUUGUUCCACCUGAAAGUGAAGGUAAUUUAGCAUGCUGCUAAUUUUAUGAAUUUCUAUUUAUUUUUGUCACCAAGAUUAAAAUAGAUUAUUUUAUUUUUUUAAUACUUUAGGCUCAUAUGAUAUGUUUUAUUUGGCUCCUGAGACAGAGGAAGAGGAUUAUGUUACUGAAAAGGUAUGGUGACAUGUUACAAAUAUGGCUGUUUCCUUUAAAAGUUAAAUAGAAGGACCUCUUUAAAGAAAAUAAUGGGCACAUUUUCUGGUUUACAUAGAUGCUUGUGGUACCAAGAUAGCUCCAUCUUAUAUUAUAUUUACACAGUAGUUUCCCAUGGCACCUUAGAGUACUAUCUUAUGCUUUAAAAAAAUUUUAGGCAAACCUUUUUGCUUAGCCAAUACUUUAGUCACUAGAAUAUUUAAUGCAACUAAAAAGGUAUUUAAGAGUCUUCCCCUCCCCUUUUCUUAAGUAUCAAAACAGACUUGACAUUAUUCACAUAAUUACUAAUAUUUUUUUAAAGUAAUCAGUUGCUGCAAGGGCCUUACAAUCUGGAUUAGAAUCUCUCUGUGUGUGUAUGUGUGUGUAAGGGGCAGUUUAACUUUUUGAUUCAUUAUGGUCCUAAUUUGGAUUGGGGAUUGUUGCUGCUCCUGUUUUACUCUUUCAAAAAAAUAUUAAUUAUUAUAAUGCCACACCUGCUUUCUAGCUUCUAGUUCAAGCAGUACAGGUUUGGCUGUGACAUUAGACUUCAUUUAUUGUAGCUUGAGGCAAACUCAAAACUGAAAGUGAAAGUUGUGGCACUGUACUCGAGAUCUGUAAACAAUAGUGCAAAGUAAAGUUUUUAUAUUUUAAAAACAUUUCAAAUUAACAUCAUUUUGUGGAUGUUUUGAAAAAAAUGCCAAGUGGUAGCACAAUAUGUUGUUCUGGUUAAUUUUAGAGUAAUUGCGUUUGGAGAAUACAAAGACCAAACUAGGCUUAAAGUUUGUUAUGUAGUGUGGUAUUUCUCAAUUCAUUUUUGUUAAUAGUCAGCAUCUAGCACAGGGGUCAGCAAACUUUUUCAGCAGGGGGCCCGUCCACUGUCCCUUGUGGGGAGCCAGACUAUAUUUUUUUGGUGUGGAAAUGAAUGAAUUCCUAUGCCCCACAAAUAACCCAGAGAUGCAUUGUACUCAUGUAAAAACAUGCUAAUUCCCGGACUGUCUGCGGGCCAGAUUGAGAAGGCGAUUGGGCCAGAUCCGGCCCCCGGGCCUUAGUUUGCCUACCCAUGGUCUAGCCAGAGGAGCUGCACUGAGACCAUGGCAUGGGUGGUGAUGGUGGGGUUUUUUAGAGCUUGUUGUCGCUCUAAUGGGAAUCAGACCUCCAUUGCCAAUAGCUGACUUGAGGGUGCCUGAAACCAAAGUGGCGCAAUGGGUUAAUUUCCCUCCCCUUACACUAUGGUUCUGAUUUGGGUCCCUUGCCCCCAGUGCCUGCUAUUUGUUUAAUCAAGGCUCUGCGGCCACGAACUAUGUGACAAAAUGUGAAGUUUAGUUUGGCCCCAAGAGCAUGGGCGAAAUUGACUUCUUCUGUUUUGCUAUCUUAAUGGCAGUUAAUAAUUAAUGGAACAUUUUCCUGUGCUGAUCAGAUGUUUUGUGUGCAAUAUAUAUGCAUUUGUUGCACAUACGCUUCUCAUCUCAAGCUAGCGCUUUGAGUACAAUAUCUCCUACACCCAAAUAUGAAAUAUUGUAUACAGUGGUAGCUCAGGUUACAUACACUUCAGGUUACAUAUGCUUCAGAUUACAGACUCUGUUAAGAACUUUACCUCAGGAUGAGAACAGAAAUCACACGCUGGUGGCAUGGCAGCAGCAGGAGGCCCCAUUUGCUAAAGUGGUGCUUCAGGUUAAGAACGGUUUCAGGUUAAGAACGGACCUCCGGAACAAAUUAAGUUCUUAACCAGAGGUACCACUCUAUAUUGGAAAACAAUGUAUGGCACAUUGACAGGGAGCAUUCAUUGCUGCUGUAGAUUGCUGUCUGCAUUAUCAUUGUGUGAACAUCGCAAUGAGAAAGCUUCCCUUUUCUUUUCCCGCUUCCCUUUUCUUUUCCUUCUCCCCAUAUCCAGCUAUGCUAUUUUACAAACCUUUUCCUAUUUAAUUUUGUAAGCUUUAAUUCUUUUUGGAGGCUUUGUGUUAUUCUGCUAUGUUAUGUCUGUUCUACACAGCACAUCUAGUCAGAUUUUAGAUACCUCCAAAGUCUUGAACUGCAACAGUGCUUUCUCCCUCCAGGUUGCUUUGUGUUACUUUCAGAACUGACGAUUCAGUGGUACUAAGUCAGUGGUGACCAACGUGUGCUUGUGGCAUGCUUUCGGUGACCAUGAAGGAAGGUGCAUAGUUAUACUAUGCUGUGCCCUGACCUCAGGUAUGCCUGGGGUUUGCUCAGUUGCCUGUGCUGAUGCCGGCAGGAAUGUCAGCGCAGCCAUUUGUAGAUUGUGCUUUUAGUGAAUACCCAUCCUUGCGCUGGAGACCUGAAAUUGGCUGCUUUAAGUAUAUGUAUUUAAGAGCAGGGUUCAAUCUGAGUGGGAGUCGUCCAGUGACUUCGUUGCCUAUUCACUGUGCCAUUUCCAACAGGUCUGUAUUUACUGUAUUGCUGCAAUUUUGUGGAGAGCUGCAAAACAUAAUUUCCCACCUGAUCACAAAAUAGUGUUGCCAAGGAAACUGAAGAAUUUUCUUCUGGAUAUGGCUAGACGAAAGUCAGAAGACAGGCCUUCUCUGGCAGAUGCAAUUAAGGUGAUUUAAAUUAAGCAAUUUCCUUUUUUUCCAAAAAUUGUAAAAAUGUAUUUUAUUCCUGCAAAUAAUUCUGGUACUGAAGAUAAAUUUCUUUUUUCUUUUUUUUUUUGGUAACAACUCUAAAUUAAGGAGUUGAUAACUGUACUCGAUUUCAUUCCUUAGUGGCUCCAUUGAGAACCAAGGUGUGGCGUUUUGUUGUUGUUUAAAAACAAUAUUGAAAUAUAGCAACUUCAGAUUAGUUGUGAUAAAAUAAUACUCCUAAAUUUAAAAUUAUUUGCAAAAUUAUUUCUAAUUUUUGCACCUAUCAUCUGUCUAAUACUAAACACUUCAAAAUGCUGUUUUCUAGACAUGUGAUAGCUAUCUUCUUGAACAAAGAAUAAGCAGCAAGAAGGUUCUGGCAUGUUUAACCAGAUCUGCCUUUCAGGUAUGAGUGUUUACCUUCAUGUGUUCAGAAAUAAAUAAAUAAAUGAGAAUUCCCAUUAAGCUUCUUAGAACUAGAUUUGGCUCCAUGAAACUCUUCUGCCACCUCCCAUUUCUGCAAUGCCUUGGUUAAAUAGAAUUAACAUAACAGAUCAAUUUAAUUAAGAUUUCUUUUUAACUCCAUAUGUAAACGUGUAAACCUUCUCUCAUGUUUAUGUAAACUGCUCCUGAAUCCUAACAACCACAUCUACAGUAACAAUACUCCAUAGAAGCACUAGCGUUGGCUGUUCAAAAACCAUUAAAGAUGUACCAUAUCUUGAAUAUCUUGGAGCACAUCUCCUCCAUUGUCCAUGGAACUCUUGCUUAAUUAAAGACAAGUUAAGAUUUCUGUCAGCAUUGUACAUUUUGCUGCAAUAUCUGGAGCUGCUUUGCAUGUGUUACAGAAUCCUGCCUGCUUUAUAUACUGGGAGUAGCUCUUCUGCAAACUGGCCUACCUCCCAAUUGGAAAAGUUUCAUCAGCUAGUAAUUUUCAAACCAGUGCUGUUGGGGCAUGACUUGGUGGCAGAUGUCCAAUUAGAAAUCUUUAUGUUGGCUGUCCCUCCACUAUUAUUUCCACUGCUCCCACAUCAACAUGGAAUGCUGUCAUAUUUUAACAUUUUCUCUGUUUUGUGUUGUGUUUCUAUACAAAGAAUAGAAUCUAAUCAAAACAAACACAACUCUGUAUAUAAUGAAUGUAUAAUAUGCACUGAAUCUCCCAAUGCAAUUGGUACUGUGACUAAAAAUAAUAUAAUAUUAUAAUAAUACCAAUACAGAAUUGUGUUUGUUUUGAUGUGUUUCUAAAGCAAGCCUGGAUGAGAAUAGCUUAUGUCCUCUGAGUAGCUCUUGCGCUGCAUUCCUUCAAAGCUCUUUCUACUGUCUAGUCUUUCCUGGCCUUGUAUUGUGCUGGAAUCUAUACUGUACUUUUUGGAAGCUGACAGUUUCAAACUGUAUGAGGUCAGCAUUGGCUUCUAGUGUUCAAGCUCCAUUAAUUAAAAACCCAGGAGCCACAUAACGCUAUGCUUGGCUCAAAUAAGGGUAUUUUUUAGAGCAGAAAGAGAGUUUGGUAUACCAGGCUAGUAGCUCUCCUGAUUAAAGUUCUACAAAAAUGGCAAGAAUGUGUGGGAAAGAGGUGCCUGGAAAGACAGCACCCUCCCUUUUUGCUUUUCUUGCUUGUUGCUAUGGCAGCAGAAUUGGAGCAUGCUGGAAUAUGACCAAGAGAUGCUUAGCCUUUUAUAUGAUAAGUACCCUCAGUGGUUUUAGGGUAGCCUUGGACUUUGACAACGGCCAUUUUGUCUGCAAGUUGACUCAAAUGACCAAGAAGUGUGCUAGUGACCUACAAUUGCUUAUUCGACUUCUCCCCAACCUCCCAGUGCAUUUGGGAAAUUAAAUGCCACAUUCCACACGUCCUUUUAUUUCUGGUGCAUUUGUUUUUGGGAGUGGGGGGAUUCAAAGCUGGUGAUGCAUUCCUUCCAGGGAAUAUGUGCAGAAAAUGUAGCUAUUAUUAAUCCAGAGCAAGUUUCAACAAUAUUUCACAAUAGGAAGGAACAAUUAUGGCUGGUCUAGAAAUAUAAAUGACAUUGGGCUCAAGGACUUCACUCUAUGCUUUUAUUCUUUUGGCUCCUUUGAAAUUGGAAGUAUUAAGUGUGUUGAGCCCUCAGGAAAGAGCAGAAGAAAGCUUGAGCAAAUAAAUGUUUGUCUUUAUCACUGUGUGCUUUAAAAGACAAUUUAUAAUGCAUUUGUGUUUUUUGUUUUUUUACUCUUUGGCUGUUAGGCUUUCAAAGAAGCGGAUUCUUUUAAUGAUAGCAUGCCUUUUGAUUUACAAAGUGAGAGUUCAGUGGAUGAAAACUUAGGUGAGUACACCUGUAGGCAUUCCUGCAUUUUUAUUUUGGGAAGACGCCAUUAGGUAAUGUGUCCAGUCAUGUUGGAAAUAUUUUUCUUAUGUAAGCAAUUGUACAUCCUGCCGUUACGCUAAAUGCAUACUUUUGUCUUUGUCUUCACCUUGUUGCAUAUUCAGGAUUUUUACCUAUGAGCAAUGAAAGCAAACUGAUAGCAGUGAAAGGACCAGUCCCCUGCCAGCCUUCUUUGAACAGAGAAAGUACCAUAUUGCCAAGUGCUUUCACUUCUACAGCAACCCAUUUCAAGCCUAUUAUUCUACAUCAAAACAUUGAUAUUAAAAAGUAAGUGUGUUGGUGUAAUGUCCAGAAAGUAAUAUGCUGUAUUUGAUGCGAUGCAAAAUGAGAUUUUAGUAUUGUUUUAAUAUUCUUCCUUCUUUUUGACUGAGAUUAAGCCAUUUUGGCUUGGUUUGGUGUUCUGAACUUCAUUUUUCAGCAAGGCGCCAUGUAGAUUUCCUGCUCUUUCUAGUAUAGUAAGAGCAUAAGGAUUUCUAGAUCAGACCAAGAAUCAUCCAGAUUGCCCACGGAGGCAAGUCAGAUGUCCAUCCUUGGCAUUUGCAAUAGCUAUGGUACCGUCAUAUGGAAUUUCCAUUUUGCUAACGUGUGUUUGAGGCUAUACUUAGUCAGAAGAGGAACUUCAUUUCAUUUUAAUGCCAUAAAUUGAAACAGUGCCUUAUUUAUAAGAAAAAUACCACACCAGUAGUUUUGACAUCAGAUGCAAAGCGCAGGAAAAUUAGGGUGCUAGACCUUUAAAUAUCCCAGUAUUAAAUGCUCACAAUGUGAUCCCCAUGCUUCUACGCCCUCUCAGUGAAAAGACCACAAACUUAAGUAAGUUUAAAUAUUUUACUUACAGCAAUCAUAGGUCACUCAUGCAUCAGUUCAGUGCUGCAGCAGAAACAACAAAGGUAAAAACUUACUGAGUACAAAAAUACAAAAUAUGGUUUUCAAAAUAGGUUUCUGGAGCUUGGGAGUUCCAGCCUCAUGCCUCUGGUCAGUUACAUGGCUCAAGCAGGAGGGGUGUGGAAACAGGAAACAACCCUUAUUCCUCCCUCCCUGAAGAUGAGGGAGCAUGACCUAGCUGAGUCUUCUCUAGCAAUUUACAGUAUUGUGGUCCUUAACCACUCCAUUUACUAACUAGCAUAGACAUGCCUUGUUAGGUUUGACUGCAAGAUCUCCCACAGGUAUAAUUUUAAGAAUUAUUUGCAGUAGAAUUAUUACUUCCCCCCUUCCCCCAGUACUCUUAUAGUGGGCCAUUCCUACUACAAAAGAAAAACCUCCUUUCAUUGUUUUGGCUGUUUCUAACUCUUCAGACUCAAACACUGAUUUUUAUUUUGCUUAAUGUAUGAGAAGUAAUGUACCUUGUUGAUAUCACCUUGAAACAAUUUUCUCUUACACCCGUAUUAAAAAGGAAAGUAGCAUUUCAUCUUAACUGCCAUGCCUAAUAGCUAUUGAUGCACCUAUUAAGAGUCAUUGAGGCUGGUAUCCAUCAUUACAUUUUGGUAAUUAAUUGUAAGAUUAUUCAUUCUGUGUGAGAGAAAAAUAUUUUAUAUGUUCUAAACCUACUACCAAUAAAAUUAAUUGAAUUAGCUUGAUUGUUAUAUUGGGAGAGAAACAUUGCUCCAUGCAAGUUAAAUUCUACAAACCUCUAUUAUGUCUUUUCUUAGCCUAGCGUAUAUAGGGCAAAUAACAACAAAGAUGAAACAGGAACUAGGGAGGGGAUUCAGAGUAGAUACAUUCAGAGUUGUCACUGAAACACAGAAACAGUUAGUGGUACCUCUGGUUGCAAACGGGAUCCGUUCUGGAGGCCUGUUCGCAAUAUGAAAAGAAUGCAACCCGCAGCGGCAUGCCUGCGCACACGCGGGUUGCGAUUCGCCACUUCUGCGCAUGCGCAUGACGUCAUUUUGCACUUAUGCGCAUGUGCGAGCGGCAAAACCCGGAAGUAACCCUUUCCGGUACUUCCGGGUCGCCGCGGGACGUAACCUGAAAGAAAGUAACAUGAAGUGGACAUAACAUGAGGUAUGACUGUAUUAAGAAGACUUCGGUGUGUACAGCAGAUUGUGGAUGGGUCAAUGUGAUGUGUCAAAUUCCUGCAACUGUUUUGCAUAAAAUAUCUUGUUUUUCAGAGGUACUGCUGCAUCCUCAGUGAUACAAUGUGGAAUGACUAUGGAAAGUGGUGUGCCUGUGGAUUUUAAAAAUUCAAUACGUUUAAAUAUUGAUUCUGAAAGCAAGAUGGAUGAGGACUCUGAUUUGCCAGCAGUCUGCGUUACUACAUCUGGUAUUCUGGAGCAGGAUAAACAAGGAUUGGAAGCAUCACUUCCGACUGGCGCAGAGGAGCCAAAAACAAACAGUGCUAGCUCAGGCAUGGCAAAAUUACCCUUAUUCUCUGAAGCCUCAUGUCCUUCUCAAGGGAAGUGUCCUUCCUCAAGUGAUCCUAACUGCACUGUGUCUUCCAGUAUGGCUUUUAUAAACAAUUUCCUUUUGAAGCAGGACCCAGUAACAAGGGUGUUAACCCUCGUACCAGUCCAGAUUGCUAUAUCAGAGCAAAUACCGAAUAAGCCUCUUCAUUCAAAAACAGCUUACAGUUGUUGUCCCAGUUUACACGUCCUCCUUUCGGAUUCUAUAGUGAACUAUGAUGUUGACAAAGCGUUGCAAAGCGCUUCACCCACGAACCAUCUGAGGAAUUGCAAGACUAGUAACACACGGCAUGAAUGUCUGGACAUGAAGAUUAAUAGUUUACCCCCAACUACAGUUAAUAAAGAGCCUCAAACCAGGUAUCCUGAAAAGAAUCUGUCCCUAACGUUUUGUGAGGAAUGCAACACAGAUGCAAGGAAUAAUGACCCUUUAUCAAAUCACUCGUCGCUUGCCUCUGGGGAAUCAAGUCCUCCUUGUUCACUGAACCUGGAAACCUCUCUCCAUAAUAUUGGGAUAAACGAAAAUUGCUUGAAGAAAGUGGUGCAUCUUAUCCAAGAAGAAUUUGCAUCUGGUAGUCAUCUGAUGAAUACAGUUGAAGCUCUGGCCAUAGGUAGGCAUUUAAUACUUGGAAUCACAUCAUAGAUGCAAAUAUAUAUUCUAGACCAUGCUCAAAUAGAGAUUCUGGUGGCUUUGUGCAAGGCAUGGUCUUGAUGGUUAUUUUUAAUUAAAGUUGGCAUGUGCAGAUCCCAAGAGUUCUCCUGUGCCAUUGAAAGUAGUUUUUGUUUUUAACAUGACCUGAAUAGUUCCAGUGGUUCUGAUUUCUUCCUUCAUCGGAUUUCAUCUGUGUAAAGGGGAAAGCCUAUUCUAGAUAAGAAUGUCUGUUUUUGAAGCUCUUGUUUUAUUUAUAUACAUUUGUAUCCUGCCCUUCCUUCAAGGAACUUAAGAUGAUGAUGAUGAUGAUAUUUAUACCCUGCCCAUCUGACUGGGUUUCCCCAGCCACUCUGGGCAGCUUCCAACAAAAGAUUAAAAAUAAAUUAAAACAGCAGUCAUUAAAACCUUCAGAUGUCUUCUAAACAUCAGAUAGUUGUUUGAUGGGAGGGCAUUCCACAGGGUGGGCGCCACUACUGAGAAGGCCCUCUGCCUGGUUCCCUGUAACUUCGCUUCUUGCAGUGAGGCAACUGCCAGAAGGCCCUCGGAGCUGGACCUCAGUGGAGACACUCCUUCAGGUAUACUGAUGGGGGUGGAGACGCUCCUUCAGGUAUACUGGGCCGAGGCCGUUUAGGGCUUUAAAGGUCAGCACCAACACUUUGAAUUUUGCUCAGAAACAUACUGGGAGCCAAUGUAGGUCUUUCAAUACAGGUGUUAUGUGAUUUUAUCAUCCCAACAACCUUGUAAGGUAGGUUAGGCUGAGACAUGGUAAGCGGUCCCAGGGUCACUUACCAUGAGAUGGGUCUUUGAGCUUGUUCCCUCCUUAAAAUAUGUUCACAAAAUGUUACAGGCAUGCAGGAGAGAAUAGGUCACAUAAUCAGUAAUGUAGCCAGUCGGUUGCUGCAAUAAUUGGUGCAGCCAUUCAUAUAUGAUACUUCACACUGCAAUAGGCAUACUAAUUUGGGUGAACUAUAUUUUCCCAGUGACAGAUUGUUUACUUAGCCCUAUACCUUAAUUAGUUGGGGUAUUGUUCCCCCAUAUUUCAUUUUAAAUCAAAAUUCAAGUGCUCUGGACAUUCCCUUGAUCAAAGGAACAAUAACAUGUUAUUUAUUCAAUUUCUUAUCUUCUCUUCGCCAUGAGUCCUAGGGUGGUUUGCAACCAUUUAAAAAUACAAUAUUAAAAACAGUUAAAACUUGCCCAACAAAGCUCCACAAAACAUUGAUAACCACAUAAGAGAUUUGCUAUCUUCCCCUUCCCGAUUUAAUUCACAUUUUUUAAAAUGUCUUGAACCAGGUAAAUAUAUUUACAGCUUAAAGGAUCUCAAAUAUAAAACUUUCUGUAAUGCAAUCUCUGAAAAAUUUUGCGACCUUCUCUGGGAAGAAAAACUACUAGCAAAACUGUAUGAUGCAGCUAAUGGUAAAACUGUUAUAUUUGCAAGGUAAGUGACUCUUCUGCUAUCUUUCAGAAUAUGUGUUGGCGUUUGUUCUCUGGCGUGAGUUCUGAAUGAGGCACUGGAACUCUCUAGAACUUCUUCAUUGAUCUAAUGGUUGAGGAAACUGAGUAUGUUUAGCCUGGGACAGAGGAAACUGAGAGGAGAUGUCACAAGGAGGAUGGACCAAGCUUGGUUUCUCCUGCUCUGAAGGGUAGGACUCGAACCAACGGACUGAAGUUUCAAGAAAGGCGAUUCCAAUUAAUCAAGAAGAACUUUCUGUCUGACAGUGGAACAGACUGCUUCAGGGGGUGGUGGGUGGGCUCUCCUUUCUUGGAGGUUUUUAAACAAAUGUUGGCUGGCCAUCUGUCAUGGAUGAUGUAGUUGACAUUCCUACAUUUCAGGGGGUUGGAACUAGAUGACUCUCGCAGCGCCUUUCAACUCUACAGUUCUGUGAUUCUAUGAACUUCCUUGCCUUUUGACAUUGACUCCUAAACUCCCAUUCCUGGGUUGGAUCAUGAUGUUUCAUCUAAUUAUUAAGUCAGAGAAACUUAACCAAGUGGGAAAUGCAUUUUUAAAAAGGAAAGGAUUUUAGCAUUUAAGAAUUAUGCAGGAGCUUGAAUUGGCUGGUAUAUCUGUAUGGACAUAAACAUGACUGUGCUGAUGUAAAAAUGAAUAAACCCAUGAGAGGCUAUAAACCACUCAGAAGUUGUGACUGCAAGCUGCCGUGCAAUCAAGAUGGAAUCCCUCGUUCACACUAUGCAGUUUGUUCUCUAGAGCCUGGUUAUAGUGUAUCUAACUUUAAAAAUUCAUUAAGAGUAUAAUGAAGAUAUUUGGCUUCUUAAUUUUGGUGUUGAGUGCAAAAAGAAAAAGAAGACGACUCAAAACAUAUGGUUGGCAUUUCAUAACAUUUUAUAUCAUGAAUGCUUCUAGUUUUGCUUAAUGUUUCUCAUGACUAAUGUGAUACAUAGGAGACUUUAAUGAAGACCGAUAAUAUACUGGUGUCUAUUCCCUGUUGGCAAUGUUUCGGAAAAUGGCUUUUUGUAUAAAAGAGAGAAAUGUGUGUGUGUUGGGGUGGUGUUAAUACAGUUUCUAAAAGAAGUAUUUUCACUUUUUUAUCAGGUAUUACUGUGUUCAGAACAUCUUUUAUAGACAUAACUGAAAAUGUGUUGUGGAUUGACUAUUGAGGAGAAAGCUAGGAAUGUCUCUGGAAUUUAUAUUGCAUGCUGCUUUGGGCGAAAGAAAGAACAACAGAGGAAAUUUCACAACUACUGUACCUUGUCCAAUGCCAUUGCAUACUAGUGGAGUGGUUUUCAAACCUUCUGUUUUAGGGAAACUCUGCACAUUGACAUGUCUGCCAGACUUUUGUUUAAUUUUUGUUUUUAUCAUUAUGGUACAUUGCAGAAGACUCUGCGGCCUGGUCCAAAACACUUCACGUGGAGAGCUAGUUUAGGUCUCCUAGGUCUUGUUUCCUUUACUUUUGUUCUGUGCUGCAUAACAAGAAAAGCUGAAUGAAAUUGUUUUUGAAGUUUCAGGCACAUUGAACCUCAUAUUUGAGCUUUUCUCCCUAACAAAUCUUUCCUGCAUGUCUCUGUGUAAUCAACUAUCUCACCACCCCGUCUCUAUAUUUACAGCAUGAAUGAAACAAAAUACUGUGGCAACACAUUUCAGAGCCAAAAUAAACCUAAGAAUCUUGGGGACGCCAGUGAAGAAACAAAUGGUAAGGAAAGACCACAGCUUGUGAUGAUGAUAAUGAGACCAGAAAGUGUUAGAAGAUAUUAAUUCAGUCGCUGAAGAUAUUAAUUCAAUUGCCAGUGGGAUAGCCAUGUUGGCUCCUUGCAGCAAAAAGCAAUGAAGCAUCUUGUGGCAUGUUAAAGACUAACAAAUGUAUUAUGGCAUAAGCUUCGGUGGAUUACACUCCACUCCAUCAGAUCCAUACGUACCCCGAAUUACAAGUAUACAUAUACACAUGGAUGGCAGGGGGUGGGAAAUUGUAAAUAGUGAGGUCAGAGGGAAAUGAUAUACAGAAAAGUGCAGAGCGGUAAUUGCCUAAUUCACAGUGAUAAUUCACAAAACUGUUGUUGAUAUCACAUAUUGUUGAACCAAUUAACAUAUAUAAUAUGCUAAAAAGAGUUUGUAUAGGUUCAGUUCACAAAUGACCACAUUUGAACCUCUUGAUGUAUUCUAAUUAAGCAGUUUUAUGUUGCAGACUUUCUUUGAAGUUGUUUUGUUCCAAGAUGCUCACUUUCAGAGUGUCCAUGGUGGUUAAAAUGCUGCCUGCUCCAUCCAGCUUUUUAAUGUUGUGGUCUAUGAUGUCAGAUUUAUGUGCAUUUAUUUUUUACAUAGAGACUGACCUGUUUGUCUUAUAUAGAAAGGCAAUGUUGACAGAUGAUGGCACAGAUCAAAUUGGAAGGUGCACAGGAGAAUUAACUCUUUCUAAUAGCUGUCCCUUCCACUCAUAGGGUGUCGGUGUUGGGGACCCUAUCUGUAGCAAAGCAUUUAUGUGUUUUCCACAAGGACAGGGUCAUCCCCUCCUUUCUACCCAAAGUAUUGUUGAGAUUCCAUGUUCAGCAAGAGUUUUGUCCCAUCCCUGCUCACCCAUUGGAAAAGACCUGGGACGCAUUAGAUGUGAGGUGUGCACCCAAGGAUACCUCACAUCCAAGGAGAGCCAGUGUGGUGUAGUGGUUAAGAGCGGUAGUCUCGUAAUCUGGGGAACCGGGUUCGCGUUUCCGCUCCUCCACAUGCAGCUGCUGGGUGACCUUCGGCUAGUCACACUUCUUUGAAGUCUCUCAGCCCCACUCACCUCACAGAGUGUUUGUUGUGGGGGAGGAAGGGAAGGAGAAUGUUAGCCGCUUUGAGACUCCUUAAAGGGAGUGAAAAGCGGGAUAUAAAAUCCAAACUACUACUCUUCUUCUUCUUCUUCUUCUUCUUCUUCUUCUUCUUCUUCUAGGACUAAAGUGUGUAGACUAACGUGUAGGAUUCCUUAUUUAUUUCCUUUCACCUCACUUCCUUGGGCAAAAUGGUUAGCUCCUCCACCUUAUAUAGGUGGCUUAAAGCUUGUAUUGUGGUGGAAUAUGGAGCUUUGAAGCUUCUCCAACCAUCUUCUAUUACAGCUCAUCCUACUAGAGUGGCAGCCACUUUGGCAGCUUUCUUUGCUAACACCCCUUUGAUUGAUAUCUGUUGGGCAGCCAGUUGGCUGUCCCUAGCUACAUUCACAAGGGGAAGUCAUAAGAUGGAGCUUAUGCCUCAGCAGAGGCUGCUUUUGGCUGUAUGGUCUUGCACCAAGUCCUUCUGCCUUACUACUUUCCAUUGCAGCUGGGAUCCACCCUAAUUAGGUUUGCUGUGUGGUACAUCCCAACCCAAUAAUUCAGCAACACCAACACCCUCCUGAAAUAGUACAGUUGGUACUUACCUGAACAGUAGAUUUAGGAGGGUUCACUGGGCUAUUAGGACUUCAUCCUAGUGGGGACUGCAAUGGUCUAUACGUUUGUGUUGGACUGUUCACAAGUCCCCCACACCACCCUUACUGGGACACGAGUUUUCUGUUAUUUUACUUACCCUUAUUGUGUUGACUCCAUUGACUGUCGAUCUUGGAGGGUCUGUAAAACUGAUCGGCAGCUAAUCACUUCCUGGAAGAGUUUUCUUUUCCUGCUUCAUCAUCAAGGCAUAUCCUAAGACCAACCUGAUAGCCCAAUGACUCCUCCGAAAUCUACCAUCCAGAUUAGUACCAACUGUACUUUCUUAAUGAGAGCUAAAAAUAGGGGACUGUAGAAGAAUGGUAUUGGAAAGUUGCGUCUCGCCUUCUUUUAUAGUCCCAAUUUGUUGAUAGUGAUGACGGCAGCUCCUUUGUCAGCAUCUUUAAUUAUGAUGUCAGUAUUGUUUCUGAGGCUGUGGAUGACACCACACCCUGCAUGGGAGAGGUUGUGUGGUAAAUCAUGCUCUUAGCUGAUUACCUCAAUUUGGGCACAGUGACAGAAGUACUCCAUAUAAAAACCUAACUGUGCGUGAGGUUGUGGGGUCUAUGCAGAAUUCUUUUCUGUGCUAUUUUUGGGUACACUGUCCAGUUGUGUUCAGGGAAGAUAGUAGUUGAGUGCUCGUGCACUGGGCAGUGCCAUGGCAGAAAUGUUCCUUGAGUCAUAACAGUAGGAUUCCCACCCCAGAUCCCACCUCAGUUUGCAUUUUCCAAAUGUUCAUAGUUUCUACUUUUGGUUCAAAAUGCAGCUUAAAAAACAACAACUAAUAAUGAUUUUUUUAAAAGCAAAAUUUGUUUAGAAAUGCAGAUUUUUGAAAAAAAUACUUAUUUGAAAGAUGAAUUUUCAUGCUGAUUUUUUUAAAUUUUUAAUGUAGAAAUAGGUCAGGAGACCCACAUGUGAAGAUGCAGCAAAGAUUUACUCCCUUUUACUCACUGCUAUUCCAAAGCAGUUGUGAUGCCAUACUAAUCCAUAUUCUCAAUCAGAAAUGUGUAUUGGAAACCGCAUUUCACCUCUAAGAUUGCAUUCGAAAGGCUGGACAAUAUAUCCAUCCUGUAAUCAUUCUGGCUGAGUAGCAUACUUUGUUUACAUUUCUUUCUUUUAAGCAUUUGUGCACUGCCCCUUCAUUACUUAAGCUGACUUUCAACAAAAAAUAAUAACGCAGUUAAAAUGAAAAUAUCAUGAAUACUCGUUGAUUGUAAUAUUUCUAUAUAAUCUACAGCAGGAGGAACAUAAGGCCACACUCUGCUACUGUAAAUGCCCAUAGGCUUACUGGGAGAGGAGUUUUGCAUCCUCCUCAAAAAGCUAAGAAAGUAGGGCAGUGUUAAACUGCAGUGGGAUAAAUCAUUUUUUUAACCUUUGUACAGUUCAGUCAAGGCCCUACAUGGCGUCCUCGCAUGCAGUGUAGGCAUGUUCAAUAGAGCCCCACCUUGCAGAAAAUUUGCAGUGGCUGUGCUUCUGUGUGAAGAGGGCAUGUGGGUUCCUGGCCAUGAAGAAAUUUUAAGGUUUCUGCUGUGGGAUGUAAUCCACUGAGAGCAGUCAAGUACAACAUUCCUUGUUUUGCUAUAGUGGACAUGCAAAGGAAUGUUUGGUCCAGCCAGUCGAAACUUCCUGUUCCUCCUGACCUGGAGCAUCCUUCCUUGCAUGUGGGUGGGCGUGACCUUUCCAGACCUGAUAAAAGGACAAGGCAUGCUGCCACUCUCUCUCUUUUCCAUCUUCUUUUCAUCCUGCGAACUUCCUGGAAUGAACUGCUGGCUGCCAGCCAAGCAGUCCCCCAGGUCAUCUUCCUUAUGGGAUAAACUUGUUAGUAUAAGUUUGUAACUUGAAGCCUUAAACCUGCCUUCAGGGAUCACACUGUGCUCUGCCCGAUUGUGAGUAAACUUUCUUUUUAUUGCUUAUGAAUAAGACUGCGGUGUCUUUAUUCUUUUAGGAGGGAUUCAAGUGGUCUUACCAGGAAAACAUUAGAACACAUUUCAAUCUGGACGAGCCAGAUUGAAUUGCGUAUUGUCUUAAGAAACUCACAUGACUUUGCAACUAGUUUUCUGCUGUGAAAAGGAGAAUGCACUCUGCUAAGUAAAGAAACUUGCUAAUGCAAGUUAGGAACGAUAUUAAUAAACAACAUAUUCUCUCCUGUCCCCCUGAACAUUCCCACAGCUGCUACACAUAAUGUGUGUGUGUGUGUGUGUGUGUGUGUUGUAUGCCAAUUGGCUUGUGACCGUUGCCAGUGUGAUGAAAGAAAUGUGAUGAACAUGUUUUCACACAACUGCAGUUUCUAUUGCCGGCAUAGAUGCAGAUGACCUCCCACAAGAUAAUUCUGAAAAGGAAGCCGAAUCACAGGAAAUUGCAGAUGGAAUACAAAAGAAUGGUGGAGAAAUUUUGCAAGCCAAUGAAUGUUACCUCCAUGCAGACUUGCCAGCAGAGAACCAAGAACAAGAGCAGGAUCUGUUAAAGUUGGAGGAAAAUGUUUGCACCAAAGCUCCCUGCUUAUCUGAACUGUGUGGAUUUUGUCCUGGUUGGAGCACUGCAUUCUAUGGUUCAGAAUGUUUUAGUUUGGAAGUACAUCACUACGUAAGAAAACUUGGAAAGCGGAAAGUUAAUGACGCACAAGACAUAGAUGCGAAAAAAGCGGUAGGUAUCCUGAUUUUCAAGAAUGGAUGAAAAAUCAGGGACACUUUUUUUUUUGUUUUAAGGUGUAAUAUAGAGCAUGAAAAGCAGGCUUCCAGAGGUAAACUAGUGCAUUACUUAUGCUUUCUACAAGGUGCAUUCACAUGGGUGAUUUAAAAGCAUUGGAUAUGCUUUAAAACCUAUUUUCUCCAGUCCUUGCAAGAUGGGUUACUCUAGUUACUAUUGUCCACACUAUUCCAAUAUUCAUUUGCAGUACAUAUAAGUACCAGUGUAGGUUUGUGUAAUCUGGACAGUAUCAUGAGCAAUGUUGGGGUAGGGACCUUCCUUGGGCUUCAUGUUUAAUGAGCAUGAAGGGGAGUCAUGGAGAAUUGCGAAGCUGUGCCUUAAAUUAUUCUACCUGAUUAUGAAAGUUGAGACGUUUGUUCGCAAGAGAAAUGGAAACAUUUUGGAAAUACUUCCAGUCAUGUUAGCCCCUUGCAGAGAAAACAGCAGAGUAUUGCAAGACCUUAAAGACUACGAGUGGAAUUUAAUGUCACACUGUUACAGACAUUCCAUCCACACAAGCAUAUUAGCUUGGCAGGCUGAGCAAUCCCCUGUCCCCUCCCCUUACAGAUUGUACUGGGGACCAAUCUCAGGCCCCAGGGAAGGAGAGGGGGGAGCCCUUUUGUGGAGAGCUGCUGCUGCUGGGGUUCAUUGGUUGAGUUGCCAUUCAACUUUACAGUUUGCUCCUUUUUCUGUCUGCCAAAUAAGAUUUCACUUCACACAUCUGACAAAGUGGGCUUGAGUUUGCAGCAGCUUAUGCUGUAAUAAAUGUAUUCGUCUUUAAGGUGCCAUAAAAAACUCUGGGGUUGUUGUUUUUUAAUGCCAUCUCUUCUGUACUCCAAAUGACUUACUAGGCUUUCACUACCAGCUAAUAUCAAGGGUUUUGUAUAGUCUUACAGUGAGCAUUACAAUUUCAGCGAUCAAGCUCACAGAAAUCUAGCACACUCUUGAUGUAUCAUUCUCUGCCUACAUAGUAGGUCAAGUAUUUAGCAGAGACAUCAUUUUUGUGAGGACAUGUUUUGAAUCGAAGAAUGUUGACCUUUGAUCUUUAAUAUGUGCUUAAAUGCAAAGGCUGUUCUCAAGAGCCACUGUAUUAGUUCACACAUCACCUUGUGUUCUUAUCAAAGAAAUUUUAGCCUUCAGGCAUCAUUAGCUUCAGGGAGAGCAAUGGAAGAUGGUCCUUACUUUAACAGAUCAAAAGCUUAUGUUGAGUUAAACCUAAUGAUUUUUUUUUCCAAACCAGAAAGAGAACAGGUUUGUCUUUGAGUUUGUUGGCUGUAUUCCCAUUUCUUUUAUUUCACAAAAUGCUUUUCAGUUUACAAACACCCACAUUCACCUAGAAUGCUAUAAGGCAAUGCCGCUGCUAUUUAAGGUAAACAGCCCUAAUCAGACCACGCUUAUUUGAUUUAAGAAGUCAUUCAUUCUAGAAUUAACUACUGUGAUUUGUUGAUAAUUGUUUCCAAUGGAAAUAAUUAAAUCACCAGGCUUUAUUGCAUAACUGCAGGUGUGUCAGUCAUACAGCUUGUUUUCACUCGCAUGCUAAGGCCACCCUCCAGACGGAAAUGCAGCAGGACUUCGGUGUAAUUCUUCUUUAAUAGGAUUCUUGCCGACCACUUGAAAAGCUGUUUUUGAAACUCAGGGAAGAAUCUGAAUUAUUGCUGUUUACACUUACUCUUUCCACCCUUUAAGAACUGUUUGCUCGGCGGAAACAGUUUGCCAUCAGUUUGCCACCCUGAAUAUACCCUGGUCUACAUCAGAUGCACGAAGAAAGGAUUCACAUAAUGAUAUACAACCAUAUUAGCAUACAGAUCUCCCUUGCAGAACUGGGAAAAGCUACCUUUGGUAUCUCAUGAUAGAAUUGUGGAAUAUAAAUCUUUUAAUGAAAGCAAACAGAGCAACGUCUUUAUUUCCUAUAUGACAUUGACUUGUUUUGGGACACAUGACUAGUCUUGAUUGUCCCUAGAUAUUUUUAUAAAUACUUUGUUUCUUUCAUCCUGAUUUUUUGCACUGUUCGUUGAAGUCUACUUCAGCUGACAUUGAACAUUCCAUUUAAAACAGACUAUAGACUUGUCAGUAUUCCUGGAAAGAAAGAAAGAAAAGGGUUAUAUGAUGUGCAUAUAAUAUUAAUGAAAAUAAUUAUGUUCAUCAAUAAUUUUAAAGGCAUUUAAGUACAAUUUAUGUGCUCAAAUGAGUUUAAGUACCUAUUAUUCCAAUACUAUGACCCCGUUCAGAGAUAAUUUCAUUUCCAAUUAACCGCAGUUUAGCAGAUUGGGAGCAAACCAUGCUUUCUGCUUUUCCCUCCUUCCUUUGUAUGCCUGGCCUUGUUGAGGAUAUCCUGCUCUAUUUAAACUACAGUUUCUUGUGAUCAUACCUGUCAACUUUUCCCUUUUCUUGCGAGGAAUCCUAUUUGGAAUAAGGGAAUUUCCCUUAAAAAAAGGGAAACGUUGACAGCUAUGCUUGUGAUAGCCAAACAUGUAGAAUGUUUAAGGGCUCAUUCCGUAUCAAGAGACCCUCCAUAUCCUGGAUUGGAGUGAGCCCUUAAACCACAGUUAUAAUCGGAUGUUGCAGAGAAGAGAUGGCAUAUAGGAACACAAUUCAGUUCCGGGUCUGAUAAACCAUUGUUUAAUUGGAACAAAAUUUAGACUUCUGAACCAGACCCAUAUGGCUAGCUGUUAGAAUUGUUAACAGACAGUUGAAAUGUGAUAAUGUUUAGCUUUAACUUUUAUGCAUAUUAACUGUUAGGGGCAAUACUAGGUGUUAUUGUUGGUUGAUUCUUAUUUGCAACCAGCUUCUGCUUAUCAGAAGUAAAACUACUAAAGUAUACUUACUAUACUUUCACUUCCCUCCGCCCUUCACACCAGGAACUUGAGCAGCUGAUAAUGAUGGAGACAAAGAAUUAUAGGAAGAGUAUAAAAUUCCACCAGAGGUUGUUGCAUAAGGAGAGAAGAAGCAAAGGUAUAUCUGUAGUUUGUAAUUUUAAGAGCUUUGUUACAGUAAUUGUGCACCUGUGCUGACGCAAAGUGGCCCUUACUGCACUUUUUAAAUCUUGAGGUGGUGAAGUGAAAACAGUGUUGCCCAAACUGAAGGGACAGCUGGAAGAAAUGAAAUCAAAGGUGCAGUUUCUUGACCUGGUAAAGAAGUACCUGCAGGUAAUUAUUUGGCUUUAUUUUUGAAUUAGAAAUUGGUAUCUACUGUUUCCAAAUCAGUGCAUCAGGAAGUAGAUUUUUUCCCUACACGCCACACUUCAAUGCUGGAGGAAUGAAGUAUGAGAGCCCAAAGUAGCAUUGCUUUUUUAAUGUGUAGAAGUGGCUCCCUUUGAUCAGCACCACUCCCAUAGUUCCCCACGAGUUCUCGGACCUGUUUAUUGGUCACACAAGAAUGUCCAGCUUCCUUAGAGGCAUCUGGCUGGCCAGUGUCACAAUCAGGGUGGUGGACUUUGAGCUAGUGCAGUUCCUUCUCUAGCAUUCGAGUUGAAAGAACCUCCUGGGUGGGCAGUGAGGAUAUGCAUGUCCAGCUUUUGCAUGCCCAGUGAUGUGCAAAUUAGUAGUCAGGGCCGUCUUUACCUGGGGGUGCAAGGGGUGCGGGGCACCCGGGCGCCGAAUUCUGUGGGGCGUCAAAUGUAUACCUACUGUAUGCCAGUCCCUCUCGAUUGGCAGCAGUGAAAAGCAAUGGAGUGAAAGUCCCUGCCUCCCUCCUCCAUUGCUCUGUUACUCCGUAGCAACAAAUAUUCCCGAGUCAGAAAACAAAAGCAGUUUCUUUUCUGCUGUGUUGUUGUUACAGGUGAGCGAUUUUCCCUCCCAAGAAGAGCUCAAUAACUUUGGCUUCCCUACUUAAUAGAAGUUAAUUUGGGGGUGGCUAAACUAAAAUUUGGGGGCGCUGGGCAGAUCUGUGCAUCCCAGCGGGGUAUAUGCUAAAGACGGCCCUGUUAGUAGUGCCUUUGUGUCCCUUCCCUUCUCCUCCCCAUCACUGGAAUAACUUUGUACCAUUUUGUCUGCCUUGUCUCCUUCUGCUGCAGAUUAUGUCUAUAGAGAAAUGGGGAGUUGAGGCAUGCAACCUUCUUGCAGUUGUUAACAUGGCAAGCAGUGAAGCUCUGGGCAUCGUUAGCUCCUUGGACUGCAUGCUCCUCUUCUAUAAUAUAAAUAAAACCCAGUACAGAGCCCCGUGUAAUGACAAUCAAAGUCAGCCAAGAAAUCUACAAGCUGGAACACCACUUGGGCUGAUGGCAUAUCUCUAUUCCAGGUACAGCCUGUUCUGCAGUCUCACAAAAGGUGAUGUCUGUUCUCACCCCCCUCCCUAUUGAAAUGAAGGUGCAAUUCUGUUAUCAAUCUCCAUGCAUUUUAUGCUGCAAGAUUGAAAGGAAAGUGUCUCUCUCACUGCUUUGCAAAAGUGAGGUGAGAAAGAAGUUAAGGAAUCACUCCCAGGUUAACACAACUCCUUUCGACAAUUCUUUUCCAAGUUUAGGCAAUGGAGAGCAGGAUGGUCUGUUUCUCAUUUUAAGUACUGGAGCAAGGGGGGUCCUAUAGUUUAGAGUUAAAUUUAUUUUAUCAUGUCAUGGUUGGGAAAGGCAAAGGGAGCUCUUAUUUUUCUGAAAUUCUCGUUUUCUGGAUUAUAUUGAGUAUUCCAGAUCAACAUUUAGAAAUGAACACAUUGGGAUAAAACACGUAUUUAAGUACAAAUUAUUUCUGCAUAUUUUUUGAAAUCACAGAUGAAUGUUGGAAUGGGACAGAACAGACUUAAGAAGUGAACACAUUUAAAAUUCACAUGGACUGGAAAUAGGGUAUUUCCAAUGUUAGUCAUAGACCCAUUGAAAUAAGGGGGUUUAAUCACAAUAGACCUGUUUACAUAAGAGGGUUUGAUAAAUCAUUUCAGUGAGACUACUAUAUUACUUAGUUGGAUAUCACUCAGGAUUAUCUAUUCCUCGUUGCAGCUCCUGAAAAUGUAGGAUUGUGCUUUAAUGUCAUUAAUUUUUUGAACAUGGAAUUUCUAAAAACAAAGGAUCUGCUUUAAAAGAAAAUAGAGAUUGUGGGAAUUCAAGUGACAUUAAUUGAAUCUCUUCCUUUCACUUUUCAAUCUUUCUCUGUACUUGAUUCUAAGAAAGCACGCUUGAGCUUACAAUAUUGAUUUUUUCUUGUACUCUGCAGAAAUGCAUUUUUAGAAGGCUAUGUACAGCAAUUCCUCUUCACCUUUCGUUACUUCUGCUCCCAAGAAGAAUUUUUUCAAUUUCUUCUUGAUAGAAUCAGAAUCACAUUACCCAAGUAAGUGUUGAAAUAAAGCUGAACUCUUGAUACAUUCCAGUUUACUAGCAUAGAUGUAUCGGCAGUCUUUCCUUGUUCCUUUGAAAUUGUGAAUGAUCGCUUUAUUUUGAAACUAAAAGCAUUCAUUUAAGUUAGAUGGGAUUUAUAAAAUUUCUUACAAGAUACAACUGCAAAUUAAAGACAGAGUCCUCUUCUUGGCUGAGUGUUUUGUCCAACAAAUAUAUUCUUAUUUCAAUAGCUUUCCUUUCUUAUUAAGCUACAAAAAAGGAAGCUACACUUCUUGUUUGUGUUCUGGAAGAGAUAAACUGAGACACAUAAUCCUUUCAAGUACAUAAUUAUAAUUGGUGGAAUAUUCAAAUGUCAAUUUAUUCACCAACUUUCUGUUGUUCUUAGUUCAAGCCUGGAAUCUUGUUCGUUGCUUAGCAAAAUACGCCAUCGUAGCUUCGCCAUUCUGCAGACCUGGAUUAAAGACUGCUAUGCUGUAGACUUUGCAGUAAAUCCUGAUUUUAUGAGUACACUAAAAGGUGUUAUCAUAUCUAAGGUAAUUCACUAUAUUUACAGAAAAUUUAAGGUGGAUGUCAUCUAAGUAAGUCAUCACAUGCAAAAUUGCAUUAAUGUUAUACGAUAUAAUUGAACUGAGAGGAAAUAACAUGCCUUGGGGAUCCAUGAGUUUUGUUUCCUAAAUCACUCUAGUAAAGCAGGGUUUAUUUUGGAGAUAUUAAGGCCAUUAUAAUCUGAAGAAGACUCUAAUAAUGCCCUCUUUGUAGGUAGGUCCACUCAAUGGCUAUGGCGAAUGGUUGCUGUCACUACUGGGAAGCAUUACUAGCAGGAAGCAAAGCAAUGUUUCUGAAUACUACCAGACAGAAAAAUGGGAAGAAGAAGAAGAGGAGGAGGAAGAGACCAGUGAAAUAAAACCUUUACACUUUCAUUGCAAAAAGAGCUCAAAAGAUGUUUUGCAAAAGGUAAGAGGAUUCUUUAACUUGCUCUACGGACAGCAGCACCUGGCAUGUGCUCUUCUGUCUGUCUGUUUAGUUCUUAUUACAAGUUUUCCCCAAAGCAAUACAAUAAACAUCAACAACUGUUACAGGGUCUGAGAGUUACAUUCACAGCCUAGAUUGAGACACGCCAGAUAAUAGGUCGUUCCUGGGCUGCUGUUCUGGUAGUGUAGCAGACUUCCGCUUGCACAAUGGAAUUUCACCCCUCUUCUCCCCUACAGCAUCUGUCCCCAUCAUACUUCCUUAAAAGAUUACUAGUAUGGAAAACAAUCAGCUCAAGAGAGAGAGAUCUCCAGUAUUGGGAAUAGAAGAUUGGAGGCUGUAUGGAGAUAUGCAUGAGGAGCAUAUUUUUGACCAGAGCUAAAUGAGUGUACAGAGAUUAAUAGCGUGGCAACUCUGUCAAAAUAUUCUUUAACCAAAGAUGUUUUGUUGUAACAGUUGAAAUAUUUGCUGUUAGCGUAUCUUGUUACAUGUUAAUAAACCCAAGCCGUAGUAUAUUUUCUGGCUAAGGCUUAUAUUUAGUCUUUCAAUUAGGCAUGAAUGGAGAAUGAUGUAAAAAACAAAAACCCAACAUGAAAUAUUGAACUAAAAAGUCGAAGUUAUUUUAAUGCAAGGGGGAAGUAGUAAUAAUAGGAUUCUAUAGAGUCCUGUUCAAAUAGACUUGUGGACUGUGCUCUCAAAUGGAUAUUGUUGUAUUGGGGUAUGAUGGUAUAAAAUUUAACUGCAUAGAUUUAUUGUACAGGUACUAGUCUUUGAACUUAACUUACAUAUUACAUUAUGUAAUAAUGUGUUCGUUUUUGCCUGAGUAAAGUUAUAGACAAAGCAAAUGCCUUUUGUUCUUUUUUUACAGAGCUUUAAUUGGAAUAUCUCAAAGGAAAGUGAAACUGUUGCACCUUAUCAGAGAGGCAAGCAUAGCAUUACAUCAGCUUUAGCAAAUCCAUGCUAUUCAAAUGAAACAGAAGAAUUCUCAGGCUUUUACUCUAAAACAGACAGAAUGCCAUAUCUCUUAACAGAAUAUACCGCACAACAACUUUGCCAUCAGCUGACGCUUCUGGAACAGGUAAAUUUGCAUUUUUGGAUAAAACCGUCUUUGUGGGUCAGUUUCUUGGUUGAGGUUCAGGCCUGGUUCUGGCACAUAAACUGCCUUUCUUGCCCUGUAGAAUGACUCCUGCAAAAAAAGAGACAGGGUAGGGUUGCCAUAUUUCAAAAAGUAAAAACCAGGACACCCCAAAAGUUUAGGAAUACCGCAAAAUUGUUGAGCUUUUUUAGUCACACACUUUUUCGAUUGCCUUGCCUAAGAUCCAGGACAAAGUGCUGACUUUCUGAAAUUCCCCCUGGGCAUCAAUUCCGCCCUUGAAAUCCUGGUAAUGUCUGGGAAAAUCCAGACGCAUGGCAGCCCUAGGACAGAGUGAGUGUAGCUCUGUUGAUUCACCUGGACCUCUCCAGUGGUUUUUGAUACCAUCAACCAUGGUAUCUUUCUAGAGAGGUUGUCAGAGUUAGGGGGUCAAUGGAUAAGUAGUGUACACCAGAUCAAAUGCAUCAUACGCCAUUUUUGUCUGUUUUAGGAAAUGUUCCAUAAAUGUCACCCAGUGCACUUUCUAAAUUCAAGAUUCCUUGGAGUCAAUGAUAAGAGUGUGUCUUUCCAAAAGUAAGUUUGGUGCUUUGCCUAGCCUAAUGGCAUACUGAUAUGUAUUGGGGGAAAAUUUAUUAGCAUGAGAAAAUUUGUUGUAGACUUCAGAGUAUGAUGAGAGACUUCAAAAAAGUACACCAACUGAGACAGGGCAACAUUAUCAAAGGACAUGGAUACUGCCUGAUGCUGAACACUGAACAUACUUUUUUAAGCAAAACGUUUUGACAAAAUAGUAGCAUACAUCUAGUUUGUAAGAUAGAUAUUUUUCAUUUAUUAAUAGUCUAGUGUUAGCCAGAGGCUUAUAUAAGGCAACUUAGUGCUUAUACUUCUGACAAAACUUUUUGGUUAAAUAUUCUAAGGUCUCUCACAUUUUGAACGUGCCUCUUGCUUCCAGUUCACGAUUAUCAUUUGUUACACCUUUGACAUGUUUUGUGGGUUCUAUAUUUUGCUGGCCCAGUUUAAGACUGGAGCCUGGGAGUUAAGACAUUUUCUCCAUUAUCUUUUCCACUAUACAUAAUUUGGGAUUAACAGAAGUAAAUUAGCAUAGCAGAAAUGGUAAGGGGCUGUAAAUAAAAGGCACCUGUGCCAGUUACUUUACUGACACAGGGAGAGACAGACAGAAAAGAAAAAAUAAAUAUAUUUAGCCUAUUUGGCUAUUCACACAGGGGUUCCGUCUGCUGGAAUGAAGGCAGGAAUGCCCCUCAGUAAAUGCCUCCCCGAUGCAUAAGCAGGUGGCCAGGAGGAAGUGGUACUUGCUUCACUCUGUUGCUUCAUUCAAUUCUCUCCUGCCAAGCCUUGUUACCCACUGCAUUCGCUGCUCCAGAGUAUCUUGUUUGACUCCUCACAGCCAGGAGGAGGAGCCUUUAUUGUACUGGGAAUGUCUCUCUGUAGCUCCAUCACCAACACCUGCCUCUUUGUCUGAGCCACUGGGAGCUACACUCAACUAAUUGUAAGGAAAUAAUGUUGCUUUGCCCCCUUUGCAUGGAUAUAAUCUAGUAUUUAAAUUUUGUAGAUGCUUGUCUUUUACAGAGCUGCUUCCUCUGAGCAAUUGCCUGCUCAAGCCUAUAACCUUUUUGCGGAAAACUGUGUCCAAGAUGCUUACCUUUUGCAGCUUUUAAAAUAUGCAGACAAUGUCAGUAAUUGGGUUGCUGCUGAAAUUGUAACAAGCUACAGCUCUAAGGUUUGCAGUCCUCUUUUUCAUGAUUGCUUUUCGUGUGUAUUGAUAAUUUAUUUGUGGUUGACCCUUCUUAUGCAGUUAUUUUGUCUGUGUAUGAUCUGAAUUCCUGCCCACCUAAAGUGCAAGUAGAUAAAUAGGUACCGCUUUAUAGCGGGAAGGUAAUGGCGUUUCCGUGCGCUGCGCUGGUGCUGGCUCGCCAGAGCAGCUUCGUCACGCUGGCCACGUGACCCGGAAGUGUCUUCGGACAGCGCUGGCUCCCGGCCUCUUAAGCGAGAUGAGCACGCAACCCCAGAGUCGGUCACGACUGGCCCGUACGGGCAGGGGUACCUUUACCUUUAUGAUCUGAAUGGACUCAGGUGGUGCUGUGGUCUAAACCACUGAGCCUCUUGGGCUUGGUGAUCAGAAGGUUGGUGGUUCGAAUCCCCACGACGGGGUGAGCUCCCAUUGCUCGGUCCCUGCUCCUGCGAACCUAGCAGUUCGAAAGCACGUCAAAGUGCAAGUAGAUAAAUAGGUACCGCUCCGGCAGGAAGGUAAACGGCGUUUCUGUGCGCUGCUCUGGUUCACCAGAAGCGGCUUAGUCAUGCUGGCCACAUGACCCAGAAAAACUGUCUGUGGACAAAUGUCGGCUCCCUCGGCCAGUAAAGAGAGAUGAGCGCCACAACCCCAGAGUCUUUCACGACUGGACAACUGUCAGGGGUCCUUUACCUUUACAAUCUGAAUAAGGUUCUUAGCCAGUAGGAUGAAGUAGCCAUAGUGGCUGCAAGAGGUUUAACAUUCAAAGGAAGAGGCUUCACUUGAAAUGCAAACAUUAGCUCCUGAUAGAAGGGUUUUUGUUUUUUUUACCGUACUGUGGCAGGGAGAGAGAGUGAAAUUUCCGUUGCUCUCCCUAACAAUCCCAAGGCUUCUGUUUACAUAACAAAAUAUAUUCUUUAUUCUUUCUCCUGGUUAAACUGCUGGGUUAGAGUAUACAGUUCCUUUAAAUCAUUGUUUUGUGUGGUUGCUUUUAGCAAUGUUGAGAUUUAUGUAUACUGCCAUUGAUUUAUUGACAUUAUGUUGAUAUUUGUAUCUGUUUAUAUUACAUUUUCAUUAUCUUUAAUAAUAUUGUUCAUUUGAUAUGAUGUGAUCUGCUUUGUGCACAAUCUUGUGGAAAACCAAGGUCACACCUGUAACAUAUAUUUUAAUGCACACAUUUAUACUACUUUAAAACCCAUGGCUUUCCCCCAAGAAUCCUGGGAACUGUUGCUUGCCCAGCACCCUUAACCAUCGCAGUUCCUAAGAUUCCUUGGUGGAAGUCAAACAUUUCAAAUAAGUUCUACACAAGAGUGGAGUCAGUGGCAUUAAUGAACCCGAGUUAGUCCUUAACAUCAGUAGAUUUGCUCUGAGUAGCACUAGCAUUGAAUACCACCCUGUGUGCUUUAAAUGUAUGGUGCAGAUGCGGCCUAAGAAAUGAAUGAAUACAUUCAGUAUGUUCUGGCAGAAGGCGGCACCUCUUCCUAUAACUGUACAGAGAUAUCCUGGAGAAGUGUUGCACAGGACUGAAAUGCAUCUAACAAUGUAGUAUUUAUUAUAGGCAUCUUUGUUUUUAGGGUUUUUUUAAAGGGAUGGAUUAGCUAUACAGGCUUUAGAAAUUCAUAGCUGUUAGAGAUUAGGUUCAUUCAUUUGCAUCCUUGCAAAGGCCUGCCAUGAGCUAGGCAUGUAGUAAAAAUUUGUUUAAUUAGCCUUCUGUUUCAUGAAUGCCAAGAUUUCCUGUUUAUAUUCUUAAACACACAAACACACACGGUAGCAGCUGUUUGGGCUGUAUUGCUCUUCUGUUUUCCUCAUGAGUCACAACCAAAUACCAGGAGGGGCAAGACGCAGGGACCUCAGUGUGGUGUGCUUUGUGCCAGCACACUGUGCUGGGCUUCAGACACCUUCCCCUCUUCCUCUUGGCGAGGGCAGUGAUAUAUGGUGUUGGAAAGCUGGCAGAGCAACUCAGCUCCACUUGCAGUACAGCUGCUACUGCUGCACACACAGAGAGGAGAGAGGAUAUUUUGCUAAGCAAAACACAAACUUCUGAAAAAAAAGAGAAGUAGUAGUCAGAGUUGCAAGUAUGCUCCUAUGACUUUCUGAAGUGGGUAUUAGAAUUCACCUUUAAUCUUGCGUUAUAAAUAUGUUCUUGCCAUCAAGGGGCUUUUUCCCAUGCUUGAGAUGAAAAGAUCUCUAUCUAAAGUUAAAGUUUAUAAAAUGUUAUUUCACACUAAUUUGGUCAGGGUUGCCGUAUUUAAGAUAGCCACAGCUACAUGGUUGCAUGAACCCAUCUCUCAUUUUUAUGAUUCAGGGCAUGAUUCCACCUUUCAUUAAAUUUGCUUUAUUGGAAUGUUAUGUUCUGCAAGUGUUGGCAGAAGUGUACAGUUGACAUAUCUUUCUAUUAAUGUUCAAAAAAAUAUCUGGGACCAGGAGCAGAUCAGUAGAUAAAACUGCUAAGCCGCUUGCCUUUCAACAAUCCCCUUCUGGUUCAAUAGGAGACUGCAAUUUGCCAUAAUUGCAUCUGUUGGCUUUACCAUUCAUACUGACUUUCAUUUUAAAAAGUAAUUUACCAAUAAAAUGUCACCGUUUCUCACAGUGUGAUGAAAUAUCUGUCAUCUAUUUGUACAUGUGUGGCAGCAAGUUGAAUUUGGCAGAAAUGGAGAUGAAUGCUUUUCCUUUGUUCGUCUCUGCACAUAGUCCAUUGACAAUGGGUGCAAUCUUUUAGUAAUCCAGAAACAAAUGAGGCAUAACAUGACCAAGUCUAUGGAACUCUUUAAGAGUAUUAUUGAGAACUAUUGUUUUAGGAUGCAAUUUAGAAGGGAAGAGAGAGAGAGAGAGAGAGAGAGAGAGAGAGAGGGGUGGAAAUGCAUUUCUUGUGCUGUGUUGAGUGCCCCUAGAGUGUAAAGGUUGGAUAAAAGUCCCAUAAAUAAACUAAGUUAUGGAGAAAGACCCAUAUCUCUGCCCCUAGGUUCAGUGCAUGCUCUAACAAGAUGAGGAUCCUCUCCUCAUCACUCGGUCACCCAUUUUGUUCUUGCCAAUGUGGAAAUCUCUUAUGGCCACAGUCUUGCAAGCUCCAGUUCUUUCUUUGGCUUUAGUUCCAGCAAAUCAGCAUGGCCUUUUCAUUGGCAGUGUUGUAAUUUGUGACUCUGCUGGUUGCAGGGAUCUCCUGGAAACCAGCUGCUCUCCAUAAUUCUACAGCCAAUGUCCUGGUUGUCAAUUGCCUACAGGGGUCUUGCAGCGCCAGACUCCCAGCAGCUGCAUGCAGAAGGAAAUGGCAUUGGAAGGAGUUUUAUUUGUGCAUUUAUCUGCCCCAUUUAUAUCCCAAAGGGAAAUCCUAGUAUAAUGUAUAAGAACCACUGCACUUCACUGCCUUUUUCCUUCAUGUGCACAGAUGAUACAUGUCAGGAUUUACUUGGAGCCAUAAUAAGCUUUCUUAUCCAAUUUCAAUACUUUAGGGAGGAAACAUAUACAGUAGAGUAAUUGAUGAGCUGAUGAGUUUCCUAACAUAUAAAAUAAUAGAAAUGCAAUUUAUAUGCCACUGAUGCAUGACAUUUUUAUAAAUUGGGUGCUGUUGUGAUAGGCUCGAUUCAUUUAAAUAUUUUUAGCAGGUUUAAAAGGAAACCAUAAAAAGUUUGCAUUGUUGGCAUGUUUGCUGAAAAAUAUUGGUUUUUGUUUUGUUUGCCAUAUUCCAGGGGUUUAACUUCAAGAAGGCUGAUAAUUUUAACAAUUUCUUUCUGGUUGAUAUUCUGUACAAAUUUGGAAAUGCUUUAAUCUAUCACAUUAUCCACCUUUUUUCAAAAAAACAAAACAUAACAAAAAACACAUUUCCCCCACUCCCUCCCCCUCUUUUUUUAAAUGAGGCCUCUCAAGAUGAUGGACUGAUAUAAAAAGUAAACAGGACACAUGUAUGGUGCUUUGUGUUGCAUGACAUUGAAAAUGAGAGGAAUCAAUGGAAAGCAACACUUAAAACCUAAUGAAAGAAAACAUACUAUGUAGCACAUUCAUGUAUUGUCUCAGUUCUUCAGCCAAUGCAGCCCAGAUGUGUUUGUGCCAUAUUUCAUUAGCUGAGUCCAACUUGCCAAUUCAAGAGGUCCAAAUCCCAGAUAUUUCUAUUAUUAAAAUAUAUUACCAGUGCCAGGUUGCUUUGCAGGACUGUUUUAACUUUAUACUAUACACAAGAGCGGCAUGGGGUCCGUACACCCUGUCUUCCUAUUUCAUAUGUUGAUUCAUUUUGUCAAUUUGAGAAUUCUUGUUCCUAUCAUUUUGAUAGCAUCAACCUCAAUCGAAGAAUAAGUUAGAUUCUUUUUUCAACAUGCACAGCAGAAAAUUUGUUAGCUGUUCUUUUAAUAGCUUUCCAUGUUUCUAUCUAUAGCAUUCUUCAGAAAUGCACAUAGUUGUUGACUGGCAACCAGAAAACAAGCAAUUAGAGAACAGCUACUUUUCCUGUUGUUGAGUAAGAAAUGUGAUCAAUACAGGGUUUUACAGAAUAAAGAUGUCAUGAAAUAAGUGUUCCAUGAUACCUGUUUCCAACAUGUAAAGCAAUAUUUGAUAAUUAUAUAAUUUUAUAUAGUCAGCUCUAAAAGUCAACCUUUUUUGCUAGCUUAUAGAUGGUAGAUAAUGCAUUUCCACGCAUUGGGUUGUUCUGCAGUUAGCUGUUUUCAUUUUCCUCCUUAGAACAACCUGUCAUCUCUCAUUGCCUAACAAUAUGUAUAGUAAUAGGUUCACUGGUGCCUCAAUGUGAGGGUUUCCAAGCAUACAUCUCACACACACAUUGGCACUGAAUAUCAGCACGUUCUAUAAAACAUGUAUUAUUAUUUUUAUUCCAGAUGCAGGUGAACUUGCUAUCAAAAUUCCUCUUCAUUGCAAAAUGUUGCUAUGAGCAAAGAAAUUUUGCUACCGCGAUGCAAAUCCUAAAAGGACUGGAAAACCUCAUUGUGAGACAAUUACCAGUGAGUAAGCAUUCACUUUGCAAUUCAUCCAGAUAUUGUGGUUUUAUAAUUUAUUUUGGAUGGGCAAUAUGUUGAAUUGCAGCUCAAAGCCCAAGCUUCAGAGGACUAACACUUUGCUUAAUUUCCUUUUCCCCCUAAGGUUUGGAAAUGCUUGUCUUCUAAAGUGUCUGAAAUAAUGGAAGAACUAAAGGCUGUUGAGGUAUUGCAAAAAUAUAAUCUCUUAUAUGAAUUGUGGAUAGGUACAGGAGCCACCUUCAAGUUAUUCUUUUUUUCUUCCCCUACCAUUUCUCCGCUUCCCAGAAAAUCCAGUUUUAGUAAAAAAAUGCACAUACUUUUUUUCUUUUCUAGGGAAAUUUGAGGAAUCUGUAGAAAGCUGAAAGCAAUGGAACUUGCACACCUCUCAUUUUGGAUUGUGCCAAAUAGGUUGGAUCCAGAAUUGGUUAGGUGAAAUUAAGUUCCAUUGAAAUCAUUGAUACUUAACUUAGUCUACUCUACACUUACUGUUCACACUGUUUUUAAUGGGUCCUGAAUCCAACAAACUUAACAUGGAUCUAACACAUUAUGUUUAGCACAAUAUUUAUUUAUUUUACAUUUUACGCUUGUCCCAGUAUUACUCCCAAGAAGCUCAGGUUUCCUCUUUUAUCCCCUCUACAAUCUUGUGAUCCUAGGGGAGACUUUCUCAAACAGUGAGCUUUCAUGAUUAUGGGGGGAAUUUAAGCCAGAUUUCCCUAGUCAGAGCUAGAGCCUCUUAUCUUCUGAACAACAAAGCUUUUUGUUCUUUGCCCCUGCUGAUUGGUUUUACCUGUCCCUCAAGAUAACUCACAUUCAAAUUCUUUGCUAUAAAGAACAUUCACAAAUUCUGGAUAGUGAUUGGUGGAGGAAUUGGAAAAUCAUUCAGGAAAGGAAUCCCUGCCUUUGUUUCCGAAUAGCUUUUAUCUUACUAGAUUCAGUAUAACUGAGAAAGUCAAUCAAUCCAUCAAUUGUAUGUUAUCUAAUACACACAUCUGGAGCUAUGUCCUACUGAAACUAAUUGGGAUUAUUUCUGACUAGACAUGCAUAGGGUUUUGCUGAUUAUAAUCUUUAACUUGUAAACAGAAGUAGUUGUCUUACCACUAACUUUGCCCCCUGGACUCUGGCUUCCUAAAUCCAGAAGUGCUUCUUGUUGAAAAUAUAGUAAUUCUCUUGGCCUGACUACAGUUUCUGAAAUACAUUCCAGAGGGCCCUCAGUUCCAGUGAAAUAGAUAUGCGGCCACUUCAAUUGUUUAAGAUGUUACAUUGCCCUGUCCAGGUUUACCUGACUGGAGAUAAAGCUUUGUAGACUGAGAUCUAGCAUUAAAAUAAGUUUCCAGGCUGUGUCAUGCCAAUCUCUUACUCAAGUUAAGCUUCAGUUACUCGUCUGCAUUAUUUCCUUCUCUAAUCCUGGUUCUUUUCCCUAAAACACUGUUGCACUGAGCAUGUUCUGUACAGUGCCCUAAAGCCCCCAUCAGAUUGAUCUUUUAUGCCAUGUACUAACGUGUCUGCAUAUGUAUCUAUACAAAUUAUACCAGGUGUUUUUAAAAAGUGACAGCUUGUGUUUAAUGGAAGGAGAGAGAUUUAAGACUUCACCAACAAUUCCAUCAGCCCAUGUUCUGGCAAUGCAUGUUCAACAGCUUGAAACUGGAGGAUUUACGAUGAGAAAUGGGACAUAUAAAUGGACUAAACUUAGGUAAUCUUACUUAUGCCACAGAAUUCUUCACAAACCAAUAUAGAGCAAUGGAAACCUUAAAAGUACAUUCAGUAUUUUGGCAUCUCACUAUAGGUAUAAAGGUAAAAAGAGUUGACUUGGUUUGAUUUAAUUGUAUAAUGCCUUGUGUGCAUCUACCAAAAAACCGUUUAAAAAUAUUUAUUAUAUACAUAUUAGUCUUUUCUGUCCUUUAUCAGCUAGGAAACUAACUCAUUUCUUUAAUUUGUUUUUGUUUUAAGAAACAUUGCGAAAGUUGUGAGCCAGGUUCAUGCACUGCAAGAAAACCACUACUUGUUUUCUCCAGAUCACCGGCUGCAAUCUUUCUUAAGACACAGAAUAACAUCUUUUAGUGAUGCAGACAUCUCUGCCAUAGCAGCAGACAACUAUGCCAACUUUUACCAAACACCAGCUGAAAAGCAGUCUCGGAAAAUCCAGGACACACUGCAUAGGAUGAAGGCAAUGUUUCAAUAACUGCUUAUAUUUCAUCCUCAAUUUUUUAAGGUUUAAAUAAUUUACUUUUUGUAGUAAUUGGUCCAUAAAUGUAUCAUCUCAGCAGUGACUGAGCUCUAUUUAUGAAUGUUUCAGUUUGAAAAAUCCGAACAUUAAGCAAAAGGGGCAAGAUUCCUACUGUGUUGCUCACUUGUCAAGUAGCAAGUUGCCAUCAUAUGAAUUUGUCAAAGCUGUGUGUCAUGUGAGGAAAUUAAAUAUUAAGUCCUUAUUGUUUUGUUUUAAUUUUGUCUGAACAGUGGAGUUUAUUGGACAAUAUGAGUGCUAUAUUUAUAUCAAGUUUGAGUAUUUAUUAUCUUGUCAGGAGGUAUAUUAAUUUUUGGUUGAGAUUUGCUUUUCCUUUAGGAAAAACAAACUGAUCUCUUGCAGUAUGAGUUAUUUCUAUCAUAGAAUAAGAGGUGCUAAAUGUGGAAAAGGAAGGCCAGUAUACAUCUCUACAUUUCAGUAAGGCUUGUAGUUGCCUCAACUAUUCCAUUUCCAAACAAUGAACUCAUUAUCCACCACUGUUCUUUGAACUGGCCCCAUUCUACUUUCAGAGCCUAUUGAAGAGGUGAUUUUAUUCAAGAUUUCACUUGAAAUGAAUGCUGUGCCAAAAAGGCAUUUUGAUGCUUUCUGCUAAAAGCUUAUUCAAGCCAUUACAUGAGCCUCCCCUUUGGUGACCUUUCAAAGGACCUUACAAAAGGGGGUGAAAUUAUGUUUUUGCAGGCCUAUCCCUUGAUCUGAAUGGAUUUUUUUGGGGGGGAGGGACACAUCCCUGUUAACAAGCCAACCAGACCAACACCUUUUUAUUUUUGCCACACUGUACUGCAAUAACAUAAAUUUCACAACAUGGCAAAAUAUGAAUUGUUAGCCUGGUUACCUCUUAUUUCCUAUUCAAUAUGGAUGAAGGCAAUGGAUUGAAUUUACUUACCCUCGUUGACGUCUUCACUUGGGGCACAAUCGAGCGAGGCAGGCCAGAAUUUCAGAACCUCAAGAGAGCUCCAGCUCAGUGUCCAGACUGGACAGCAUUCUGCUCACACAAGGCCUGAUUCCCCCUGGUAGCAACAACAAACAUUGGUAACAUUGAAAUCACAGACCACAUCCCAGUAGAGGCUACCUUCAAAAUAGGAGAGGAACAAACUACCCCAUCAUGGUUCUUCAGCCCCAUCCUAACCACAAACCAACUAUCUCAGGGGUCAGCAACCUUUUUCAGCCAGGGGUCUGUCCACCGUCCCUCAGACCAUGUGGAGGGGCCGGACUAUAUUUUUUGGGGGGAAAUGAAUGAAUUCCUAUGACCCACAAAGAACCCAGAGAUGUAUUUUAAAUAAAAGUGCACAUUCUACUCAUGCAAAAACACGCUGAUUCCCUCCAACUUUGCUAAUAGAAAAGUAUUGUGUUUCUCUUUACUUUGUUUUUUUAAAUAAGUAACUUGUGUUUUGUGCUUAAGGAGACAGAUAGAUCCUGGCAACUGCUGAACUUUGUUUUCAGAAUUGGAACCAGCCGUUGUUUUUCCAUACAAUCCUAGGUGUAACCUGAGACCUGCAUAGCAGGAGACCUGGGAGAAGCUAAGCCAAUCAAUUUUGCAAUCUUCUUUCCUAUCUAUAUUCCAGCCUCUGUAUCCAUGAACCCAUCCAUCUUAAUGUAGAAUGCCAGAGCAGCUAAGUGCCUUGAAAUGGACCUUGCUGCCAACUGCCUCUCACUUUAUGUCACUGCAGUAGCUAGCUGUGCAUGUAUAACUACCCCCCACUUUGUGCCUGGACUCCUCAAUUCUUUGAAGCACUUGCAUGUCUCGCCCUAGUUCUGGGUGCCAGUGAUAACUGGAUGGCCCUGUGUCCUUGGCAGUCAACGUACUACAGUGCCUACAUUGCAUCAGGCAAGAAUGAGAAGGCAUCAUUUGUGAUGCUUUUAAAGCCCAGCACAUGUUUUGCUGUGAAGCCACUCUACAAUGCUCAAAACACUUCAUUGCUGUAAGGAAGGUUGACUGGUACUGUAUGGUAUAGAAUGAGAUUGGCUUGCUGAAAACCACAUUGAGUCUACAGGCAUUAAAUCUUGCAUUUCUAUCAACCCCUCUCUCUUUCCUUCAAGGGCCUUAGUAAUGACAGUUGUAGUUAAUUGUUUCCUCUGAAGAGUUAACAAGGUAGAACUGUAUGGAAGCUUCUAUCUUUCAGUAGCCUCCCAGUGAAGAAGCUGAGGUUUAGCCUUACCAAGUCUAAUAAUCAGACAAAACUUUGGUAAUUAGUUUAAAUAAAGCUACCCCCAGUAUGUAUACUAGGGUACUAAGAUACCCACCCACUUGUUGUUGUUGUUUAGUCGUUUAGUCAUGUCUAACUCUUCGUGACCCCAUGGACCAGAGCACGCCAGGCACUUCUGUCUUCCACUGCCUCCCGCAGUUGGGUCAAACUCAUGCUGGUAGCUUCGAGAACACUAUCCAACCAUCUCGUCCUCUGCCGUCCCCUUCUCCUUGUGCCCUCCAUCUUUCCCAACAUCAGGGUCUUUUCCAGGGAGUCUUCUCUUCUCAUGAAGUGGCCAAAGUAUUGGCACCUCAGCUCCAGGAUCUGUCCUUCCAGUGAGCACUCGGGGCUGAUUUCCUUAAGAAUGGAUAGGUUUGAUCUUCUUGCAGUCCAUGGGACUCUCAAGAGUCUCCUCCAGCACCAUAAUUCAAAAGCAUUAAUUCUUCGGCGAUCAGCCUUCUUUAUGGUCUAGCUCUCACUUCCAUACAUCACUACAGGGAAAACCAUAGCUUUUACUAUACGGACCUUUGUUGGCAAGGUGAUGUCUCUGCUUUUUAAGAUGCUGUCUAGGUUUGUCCACCCACUUAGGCAGCCCUGAAAGUGGAUUAUGCCCACAAAGUCCUAAACUUGCCUAACCUUCCCUGGGUUAUGAGUCUAAAUAAUGGAUAGCUAAUUUGUUGCCAUCCAGAUGUUAGACUCUCAACUCCCAUCAUCCCCAGCCAGCAUUGCCUAUGAUAAAGGGUGAUGGGAGUUGUAGUCCAGCAACAUCUGGAGGGCCAAGGGUUCCACAUCCCUGGUCUAGUCCAAUGAAGGCCUAGCAAGGCUUCCCUUCCUAUGCUAAAAAGGGCAUCUGUGGAAAUCCAGAUUCAGAAGAGCAGCUACAGCAAAGACCCUCCAGAGCCAUAUUAUUCUGGAAAUGGCAAUCCUGAGCUUAGCCUCUUCUCCUUCCUGACCUGUUGAGAUCAAAACCUGCACACAAUUAACAAACACUGAUUUCUUGUGGUGUUUCAUUCCAGUUGGUCUUGCUUUCUUUAUAGCCUCUCAAUACUUUUCCUUGAUUACUGAGCUAUUUGUGUAUAACUUUGAAACCGCCUUGCAUUUCUUGUGUGUUACCAGUUUUAUUGCACUGAUUUUGAGUGUGCAUAUUCUCCCUC
Podarcis lilfordi (Lilford's wall lizard) is the source of this 72692-nucleotide messenger RNA. The record is from the annotation of a GenBank genome assembly. Lineage: Eukaryota; Metazoa; Chordata; Lepidosauria; Squamata; Lacertidae.